AUGGCGGCGGCUUCCAGAAGUGUGGCCACAGUGGUUUGCUGCGGUUGCACGAGCUGGGAACGUGGUAGCUCCUCCUCUUCCUCCUUCCAUGGAGGGGAAACAGCCCUUGGCCUGCGGUAGUGGUAGGAAGAGGAGGAGGAGCCGCCACCAGCCACAGGAGCCAAGCUGCCAGGCGAUGCCCAGAUGCCCCAUGCAACAGCAUCGUGUCCGGGCGUUGUGCCCAGCACACACUUCUAGCCUCUAGGCUAGAAGUGACACACACACAGCUGGUCGCAGUCUUCCCCACCAUGGUGAGAUAUAGAAUAUCUCCAUUUAAAUCAUCGCCAUUCUUUGUAAAUUGGCAUCUGCACAUUUUAAUGUGCUCUGCAACACAGUUUCCCACAUUGCUUUACCAGAUCAUAAAGAGGCAUGAUUUGCUAGAUGCACAUUUUCUCCGUGCAGCUGGGCGACUUUUGCCAGGAUGAAUAUGUGAGAUGUUUUGCAUGCUGGGAGAGUGGAACUGCCCCCAAGCCCAGCCUAGUCCAGCUCCCCCUGAAAAGAACUCCAGCUGAACUCUAGACAAUCAGGGCAACAAUUGCAGCUGGCAUUUUGAAAGCUGUGUCAUGCAUUUUUAUUACUUUAAUGUGCUUAGGAAGAAUUGAAUUGCCCUUUUGCGUCUUAAUGUCUUUAUUCAAGGGUUGGGGUUGGACUGGGUUGGGAGGGGGACUGUAGCAUAUCAGCAGACUAGUGGAAAAGUGAUUUCCCUGAUGUUUUUAUAGAAAGCUGUCCAACAUGGGCCUGGAACAGGAGAGUCUUGCCGACUGCUGUGACUCAUCCUAGCCUAGGAAUGGUUGAUAAGAUUGGAAGAACUGCAAUUGUUGGUGUUUUAGAUCUUAGAGUCAUGCAAAUAUGGGUAAAAAAGGUGAGAUAAAAUCUAGGGGCAGGGAGGUAAAACUAGUUAUGAUUCAACAUAAAUGACAUAAGAAACAGUUCACACAUGGUGUUUUAAUUGCUGUUGGUUCAGUGUAUUUGGUCCAUCUUGACAUCUGUCAGUGGUAUGUUAGAACUGCUUCAGACGUCAAAAAGCUGCUGUUUUUGUAAAAAAAAAAUCCAUCUUUUGUUCUUACUUUGCCUUCACACCAAAUACGUCUUCCUGUAGGUGAUGUGCAAAAUUUUGGCUGAAUGGUGAAUGAUUCAGGCAGCAAAAGGGUAAUUAAUAAGGCAGCUCAGCACUAAUACACCAUAAUGUAUUGGGGUUAGCACAGAUCUUUUGGUCUACAUCUGCUACCAACCCCAACUAGCAUGCUAAAUGGUUAAGGGUGAUUGGAGUGAUAGUUCAUUACACUGGCUACCCCAGCCAUAAAGGAUAUGGAAAAUAAUAUGUGUUAUAUCCUUGCUAAAUGGGACGCGGGCAGCGCUGUGGAUAAAACCUCAGCGCCUAGGACUUGCCGAUCGCAUGGUCGGUGGUUCGAAUCCCCGCGGCGGGGUGCGCUCCCGUUGCUCGGUCCCAGCGCCUGCCAACCUAGCAGUUUGAAAACACCCUUGGGUGCAAGUAGAUAAAUAGGGACCGCUUACCAGCGGGAAGGUAAACGGCGUUUCCGUGUGCUGUGCUGGUGCUGGCUCGCCAGAGCAGCUUCGUCACGCUGGCCACGUGACCCAGAAGUGUCUGCGGACAGCGCUAGCUCCCGGCCUAUAUAGUGAGAUGAGCGCACAACCCUAGAGUCUGGCAAGACUGGCCUGUACGGGCAGGGGUACCUUUACCUUUUAUCCUUGCUAAAAGGGUAAACUAUCGCACAGGUACACUCCAACUUAGAUUUGCAAUGAAGUGCAAUAUUUAUAUGAGAAUACAGCCCCAAAGAGUGAACAUCAGAAAUCCUCCUAAUCCACCUAGAGCCAAGAUGGAAGAUCCUUUUUGUUCACAGAAUAACUUCUUUGUCCAAAAGUGGGGGCUUGAGCAGGGGCUCACCUCCUUACUCACCUUUUUCACUGAUGACACUAUGUGUUUUGGGGCAGAGGUAGCCGUGUCGCCACACCCCUCAGAAACUCUUGCCAGUUGCUAGGCACCUUUUUUUGUUUUAACCCAAGUGAAGUUUGCUUCACACGGUCAGGUUAUGCUUUCUCCUCUGUCUAGUUGCCAAAAUUCCCACCCACCUUUCCGUGUGAAACAAAAGGUGGAAAAAUCAAGAGAGACUCGCAAAAAACAGUAUUGUAUUUUCACAUCGUUGGGAGCUUUCGGUGAAGGGUGGAUAAUAAAUACUGUAAUGUAAUGGUUCUAUGUAUUCUCUCUCUCUUUCUUUCUUUCUCUUUCUCCCUUCUCAGGCUGGAUACUUCCAGCUGCCUGAUGGAGAUUACUUCAUUGAACCGGUGAAGAAAUAUCAGUCAGGAGAAGGCCCUUAUGCCCAUAUAGUCUACAGGGCAAAUGUCUUUCAGAAAGCUUUGCGGAAACGACGAGGCACCUGUUUGAAGGAGGAACAGACUUGUGGAGUGAAUGGUACACAUUCAAAUCUUUUUAUUUUAAUGCCUUUUCAUUCAAUAACCCAAUCCCAAAUAUCUUAUCUGGAGAUAAACUUGUCCCCAUGGCUGUUUCAUGAAGCAUCCGGCAAAAAUACUCUAAAAAUCUGGACUAUUUUGAAACCAGUCAUAGUUUCCCUCAGAGAAUCCUGGGGGUGAUAGUUUGGCAACAGUUGUGAGGAGUCAGAGUUCAGUUUUAUGCGACUUUGACAGUUAAGGAGGUUUUAGAUUAGUUAGUGUAGAUCAGGACUGGGGACCCUUCCUGAUUGGGGGGGGGGACUCCGGUUCCCAUCAGCCCCUGCCCAGAAUGGCCAGUGUUCAGAAAUUAUGGAAGUUGUCAUCCCAUCCCUUAUAUAGAUAUGCCAGAAGUGAUAUGAGGAGUGCCUGAAAGAAAGUCACUAAGUACAACAGGUUUCUUCCUAUGGUUUUGUCCCACAUUCUGUGGUAUAGUGGGGCAGUGGGGCAAAUGGACUAGAGACUAGGAACAUCAGGGUAAUUGAAAGUCCGUGGCAAGUGAGUGAGAUGAUAGUAAGUCUUUUGUGCAUGCUUGUAACAGAUUAGCAUAUGAAAAGUCAGAGAAUGUAGGGGGAAAUUAUGCAAGGCUAGGUACUUCUUUCCUUUUCUUUGAUGAGGUUCCCACACUAGCCCUUUAAAUGAAAACACUUCAUUGCAAUGCUGUUCACGUUUCUAAUUCAAAGUGAAAGGUGGCUUUUUAAAUGGCUGAAGAUCUUUUGUUAAAGCUCAGUAUUUUCUACAAGUUGUUCCUAUUGUGUCAGAAGUAAGGGCCGUUGAGUUGAAUGGAGUUUACUCCCAGGAAACUAUGCACAGGGUUGCAGUCAUGCUGAUCCUAAUAAACUGGAUAUUAAGCUACUUACUGCUGCUCUUCAGUGUGCAUGUAUAGGGCUUGGCUAUGGGAGCUGUCACAAUAUGCUCCUGCACUUCAAAGCAUGCAGAACCCCUGGAUUAUAGGCCAAACAGGACCACAGUUAGAAUGGCCCUUGGGGUCCCCUCCUGCCCAUGAGCUCCUUGAUGGGAAACAGCAGAAGGGGAAGGGCUUUGAUGCCCUGCAAAGCAUAGGCGACUUUAGGCCAGCCAGUGUUUCUCAGCCUGGCCUACCUCACAAGGUUGUUGUGAGGAUCAAAUGGGAAGAAGGAAAACCAAGUACACCAUCUAGAGCGCCUUGCAAUAAAGGUGGGAUAUAAAUGAAAAAUAAAUAAAGGCAGCUCUUACCUUUGUAAGAGGAUCAAAUGUGUUCCUUGAAAAUAUUUAAGAAGCUCUGAUGCAUCUUGCAGUUGCAUAUACAGUGGUACUUCGGGUUAAGUACUUAAUUCGUUCCGGAGGUCCGUACUUAACCUGAAACUGUUCUUAACCUGAAGCACCACUUUAGCUAAUUGGGUCUCCCACUGCUGCCGCACCUCCAAAGCACUAUUUCUGGGUUAGUGGUGUCUGUAACCUGAAGAGUAUGUAACCUGAAGCGUAUGUAACCUGAGGUACCACUGUAUGCCAUUUUCAGGAUGCCAUCACAUUUUGAAGUUUGAGGGUUUUGGAUAGUCACCGGCAGUUGAGGGUGCAUAUUGAACUUCUGUUUACUGUUGGGGCUCUUUUUUUGCAAGGUUACUGAGUCCUCCCUCCCCACCUUUGCACAAUCUGAACAAGUAAAGGGUAUUUCAGAGUUGUCGUUGCUUUAUAAACUCUACGGCACUUUGUGACACACAAAUGGAGUUACUGAAAAUUAGAUCUCUGCCUCUGUCUCCAUGCGUCCGGGAUUGUGUGUCUCUGCAUAUGUCAAGGGGGUGUUGUGUGAUUGUAUGUGGUUCUGGUCCCACCCAACAAUGCUUUCUACUGUAGUAAUGGCUGUCAGCAGUCUCAAAAAGGUUCCCCAACCCUGCAUGACACCAUUGUGGGCUAUGCCGUUUGUGCUCUGGAUAAAUAUCAACAGAAUCGUAAUCACCUGCUGUGGGGCUCCAGAUAUUCUGAAUUAAAAUUCAGGGAAUUCCAAACAUGCUGAAUUAGCAUGCCUGAUGUGCCCCAAAUCCUCUCCCUGGAAAUGAUUUAAGAAAGGGGUAGGUCUGUAUGCAAGCUAAAGAAAAAACAGGAGGUGAUCAUGCAUGACAGGAUAUUCUUUCUUUUUCUUUUUCUAAAAUAACUGGAGAUAAACAAUAACAAGCAUCCAUAAAGCAAUGUCUGAAACACUAGGGUUUUUCUGUGCAGAAUGGGCUCGGCAGCUCACGAACCAUUGACUUUUGAUGUCCUUUUGCUCACAUUCUGAAAAGUUCAUCUUGCAUUUCCUGAGAUAAUUAUCUAGUUUUCAUGGUUACUGGGCCCUGCUUUGAAUGGACAUUUUCGGAAUUGCUAAAGCAUAGGAAAUGAGAUUCACAAAAAGUCACUUAAAUUAUUAUAAUUUUUUUAAAAAACCAAAACUCCUGUGUGACUUCAUUAGAAUAUGCUAGGCUGUGGUUUGCUUUCUCCCCUGCUCAUGAAAAUGAUAUGAGAAAUUGAGUCAGUUACUUGAAAGCUAAACGCCCAGGUGGCACAAAUAUGCCUACCGAUUAAGAAAUAUUGAAUUGUGUUAAAUGUGUGCUCCACACAGCAAUCUCUCUCUUUUUAGCUAGGAUCCCCAGAGAGUGAGCCAGACUGAGACCAUGAUGGGUGUGUGAAUGUGGAGUGUGUGCACCAGCCUUUCCCUUCUGCACCAGAAAUUGUCCCUGAAGGGAGCCGUAAAUCCCACUUUGAGCUCCCUGGAGAAAAAGCUGAGAUACCUCAGUUGGUUAGAGCAUGAUGCUGACAAUGUCAAGGUUGCAGGUUUGAUCCCCCUAAGGGACAGUUGCAUAUUCCUGCAUUGCGGGGGGUUGGACUUGAUGAUUCUCAGGGUCCCUUCCAACUCUCUGAGAUUCCAUGAGAUAAGUACAACAAAUCAAGAGUAAUUAAAUAAUAUGAUUCCAAGUACACCCAUGGGCCCCAAAAGUUUGGCGACUCCUGUUAAACCAGACUUUAAGUAGGACAUGUAGCCACCCUCUGUCACUCUAUCAAAGGAAGACAGAGCAGAAGGAUCAAAGAGGCAUCCCAGUUGCUUCCCAUAAUAAGGAGGGCAGGAGCAUUCCUGCUGUGUAUCCAGUCAUCUGUGGCACCAUCCAUGGUGUGGUGCGUUUCUGGAGAGUUUGGAGCUCUGUUCCGGCAUAUUUGUGGUAUGGUUUAAGCUAGGCAGCGGUUCUCAACCUGUGGGUCCCCAGAUGUUGUUGGACUACAACUCCCAUCAUCCCUGAGCUCUGGCCUUGCUAGCUAGGGGUGAUGGGAGUUGUAGUUCAACAACAUCUGGGGACCCACAGGUUGAGAAAGGCUGAGCUAGAGGCUCUUCUGUUUUCUGCCCCGCUCCCAUCCUACUAUGCUUGAAUUCAUAGCACAAAACUCAGCCACAACCUUAAAAACUUGGCUGGGGAAAGUAGAAGUGUGGUAUGCACAGUUCAACACACUGGAUAUUGUCUGUGCCGUUAGGCUAUUAUGCUCCUGUAUUUGAGGUCAUUUAUUCAAAUGCAGGCACUCUGUCAUUGAAGAAGGGAAAAUCACAAAGCUCCAGUCACCCUUGUGUGCGAAAAUGAGUAGUUUACACAAACUAUUAAAAAGAAGUUAUUAUCAUCGAGAAGCAUUCUUCAUGUGUUAAGUGGGCUGAUUCAUAUUGGUGUGAUUCAAACCUACCCUCCAUCAAAAAUGAGUUGUCUACACAAAUUACUACUAGGCCUACACAAUGUAGGAAGAGCAACAACAUGCCCUUUGCCGAGUGCUUAGGUAAGGCAAAGUGUCAAAAUUCUGGGUUUUCUGGUUCAUUCCGUAUUAUGGUGUCUAGAACCAUUAUGCAAUUUCUUUUUUAAUGGGGAAGUGAAUGAAGAGUUCAAGUAUAGAGCUGGAAGCCAGCAGAAGUUAUCUUUGUGGUUUGUUUGUUUUUGUUAAUGAUGGAGAUGUGUAAAACCGAACAAUGAAACUUGUGAAUCUCAGGCCUCUUAAAUGUCCCAGAUUAUCUGUCAGGGAGGUCUGUUACACAAAUGAAUUCAAAGGCAGAAAAUUCACCAGCAUCACUUGCAGGUUAAAAUUUUUCUCCAUCCUCACCCUCUGCCCCUGCACAGUCCUCUCUUGUCUCCUAACUCAGUAUACGAUAGGUUGUUCAACCUUGAAAUUCAAAUCUCCUGGUUUCUUGGUGAGAGGGAAGGCUUGGAGUCCACAGACCCUAUGAUCCCCACUUAAUGGCUCAGCAGUCUGCUGGUGAGUCAAGGUGGGAGAUAGCUCUUAAUCUGCAUGCAGGCACUGCGUUCACACUUGAGUGGUUCAUGCCCUAUGCAUUUACACAGUUCUGAAAGUGCUUAGCUUUCCAGGGUGUACCUCAUUGAUGGAGUGGGGAUGUCUGAUAUGAUCUCAGGGUCCAGGUAGGAUCACAUGACCUUUUCCUCCCUGUUUCCUUCCUCUGUCUUGAGCACCUCAAUGUCAGGAACAUGGCCUCCCAGAGCGCAGGGGAUGAGUUAGACUCAGAGAUUGAACUAAGUGAACAAGGGUCCGACUCUGCAGAUGAGAACUGGCUGACAGAAUUGAGACAGGGCAGCUCGAGCCCCCUUCACAGGGAAGACUCUAUUAACUCUCAAGAGGAGGAGGAGUUGGAAGGCAGCCAGAACAUUGCUAGGCAACCAGCAGAUAAGAAGAGGUCUGAGUCUGUGUCAAGUCAGUGGGGAGUAGGAGGGAGGUCAGCCUUUCAGUACCCGUUCUAGGCGUUUGGAUAAAAUCAGAAGGCAGCGGAAGGGCAAGAGGGGAAAGGCGGGAGUCUGGUGUCCUUCCUGCUGUGGGAAAGGCAAAACUUCAGACAGAUCAACAAACGUAAAUGCGAGCAGGUGAGAAGCCAGGUUCUGGAUGUGUCUUUUUGUAAAUAAACAUACAUAAAAUUGCCGGAGAGUCAUGAAUUCUUAUUUGAGGCUUGCUUGCCUGCCAAAGAUCAUUACACUCAAUCUCGAAAGAUAAAGUGACACAGUAGAGAAGGAGUGCAGCUCUAGGACAUUUCCAACCACACAAGCAAGAGCAAUGAUAUCAUCUGCUGGAUUGAGGCUGUCGGGUGUAAUUGUGAGAAAUAAGCAAAGAGGGCUGUCAGGGAAUGGGGAAAACAAUCAAGCCACAAUCCUCCUCUUUAAUAGAGGUUCCUGUUCCAUGUUUGCAGUUUAAAUGGUUACACAGCUCUGCAAGAUGGUUUGGAAUUCUAAUGGAAAGGCAAAGGUUGCGGUUUAGUUCAGGGGUGUAGCAUGGGGGGGUGUGUGCCAGAGAGGCCAUGGGACUGGGCGCAGAUUUUUGAGGGAGCGCUCCUCUCCCGGGCCUUGAAGGAACCAAAAUCUGUGGAGAGGAGCUCUGGGUUGGGCUCAUAUGCUUGGCUAUUAUGCCACCGCACAUCUUAAACCAAGUUUGAAGCAGAUUUAAAUUUGUAGUGCAGAUACCUCACACCCUCUCACAAAUGAGGACAACAGUCCACACACCCCACCAUCCUAGGCCUAGGAGGCUCAGAGGACCCACUGCAAAUCCUGCCUCCGAUUUAUGAAAUACUUUCUUGUUAUUUUCCUCCUUGUACGUGAUCUAAUAAAAACCCUUCAUCCAAGUUGUCCUGAAAUUGGCAUUGAGCCAAAUCUGCAGCAGACAGGACACGCAAUUCUCUUUUCAAAUCAUUUCCACCCUCCCCUAGCUAAGACUCCCCAGCUCCUUUGGGUCAAAUUCCUUCUGAAUUAGUCAUGGACAGAAUUAGUGAAGGACAGCUGUUUCACCCUAAUUGCCUGGGGAAAUGGAAGUUUUGUCACUCACUGUAGUUGGGCUCCACUUCCUUCUUUUUUAAAAAAAAUUCUCUUGCCAAGAUAAACAUUAAAAAUGGCAAACUGGUCUGCCGAGUCUCACUUGGAAGGAAAAGAGAUGAUCAUCAUCUGUAAGGAGGAUAAUCAGUAACUGUAUAUCUUUAUCCCAGUCCAAAUUUUCGGGAAUGUUUGCAGAAACCUUUUCACUCAACAGGAAUGGGGUCAAGUCCCAGAGCUCUACAACCAGUGGUGAAGUGAUCUGGGGUCAAAGACCUUUGACUGUUUCUGCAGCAGGGUCCCUGCAGGGCCACUAUCUCCACUGUCUUAGAGUUGCUCAAUCAGCAUGAAAGGGAAAACAUGCUUAGCCAAAGCUAAGCAUGUCGGAAAACUGAAACACAUUUACGUUUCAAGCGAAUGGUGUGAAAGUUCUGUUAUGUAUGAUGGAGUGUCAUGGGAACUUCAUGUAAAACACAACUUAGUCACUCCAAAAUAAUAUAUUUGCCCAUAUAUUUGUAUCUCUUGCUGAAAGGAAGCACAUGCAGAUGUCCAUUAAUUGCACAAUCUAUCCCUUAUUAUCGGGACGCGGAUGGCGCUGCGGGUUAAACCACAGAGCCUAGGACUUGCCGAUCAGAAGGUCAGUAGUUUGAAUCCCCGCAACGGGGUGAGCUCCCGUUGCUCGGUCCCUGCUCCUGCCAACCUAGCAGUUCGAAAGCACAUCAAAGUGCAAGUAGAUAAAUAGGUACCGCUCCAGCGGGAAGGUAAAUGGUGUUUCCAUGCGCUGCUCUGGUUCACCAGAAGCAGCUUAGUCAUGCUGGCCACAUGACCCGGAAGCUAUACGCCGGUUCCCUCAGCCAAUAAAGCGAGAUGAGCGCCGCAACCCCAGAGUCGGUCACGACUGGACCUAAUGGUCAGGGGCCCCUUUACCUUCACCUUAUCCCUUAUUAUCAAAUAAUUGUACAAUGAUAAGGUUAUUGUAUCAUCUUAGAAGGGGCAUGGCGGUGACUAUCAGGCAGAAUGCCACUCACUUUGGCAUCUGGUCCCUGGAAGGUUGCCCAGAAGGGAACCUGGCCCUCAGGCUGAAAUAGGUUCCCCUCUCCUGCCCUAGAGUAUCAAUACAUCAACAUCCAUAUUUCUUAAAUUUCUGAUAGAUGAAGCACAUUGUUUGGGGAGGUCAUCCCAUGUGCUACUGCAGGAGCUUCUGUGCUCAGAGCAGCAUUGGGGUUGAGCGAUUGGCCGCACCCUGAAGUGAGCCAGGGGCUGAGAACCAGAAGCUGGGGGGACAAGUCAGCAGUCGAGCACUCAAAGGGCCAAGGCAGGAGCAAGGAACAAGCCAGGGAUAAAGGAUGAACCAAGAGAAAGUGUUCAGGAGUAAGCCUGGAGUCCCAAAAAUUCUUUAGGAAAAGGUGCUAAGCGUGUUGUUGUUGUUUAGUCAUUUAGUCAUGUCCGACUCUUCGUGACCCCAUGGACCAGAGCAUGCCAGGCACUCCUGUCUUCCACUGCCUCCCGCAGUUUGGUCAAACUCAUGCUGGUAGCUUCGAGAACACUGUCCAACCAUCUUGUCCUCUGUCGUCCCCUUCUCCUCGUGCCCUCCAUCUUUCCCAACAUCAGGGUCUUUUCCAGGGAUUCUUCUCUUCUCAUGAGGUGGCCAAAGUAUUGGAGCCUCAGCGUCAGGAUCUGUCCUUCCAGUGAGCACUCAGGGCUGAUUUCCUUCAGAAUGGAUAGCUCUGAUCUUCUUGAAGUCCAUGGGACUCUCAAGAGUCUCCUCCAGCACCAUAAUUCAAAAGCAUCAAUUCUUUGGCGAUCAGCCUUCUUUAUGGUCCAGCUCUCACCUCCAUACAUCACUACUGGGAUGGGGGAUCCCAAAACCAGUGGGCAUGCAAUGCUGGCUUUUUCAGGUAGCAUGGAUGUGUGGGGUGUGAUGAUCUCUUAUUUGAAUGUCUGGUAUGUGCAAGGGUUCGUUUCAGGCAUAGAAACACAUUGUAUGAGUCUGUUACCAUGAUGCUGUUCCCUCUGCACAUGUUCAAUCUGUCCAAAUCAUGUCUGCAACGAGCUAAGGAACCCAAAGGUUUUUCUCCCCCACUCUAGGCAGUGGGAGAAGGUGUUGUGCGAGUUGUUAAAAAGGAACCUGAUUACAGGUCGCUGGGAAAUUAAUGAGUGUACACUUCACAAUAUUUUCUACUCCAUUCGGUCAUCACCACCAUCAUUAUCACAUUGUGAGAAGAAAGCAGGAUGUUCCUUGAAAUUAAGAAGAUGAUAGCAUGUUGGAAAUUAGAAGUGCCAGCAUUCGGGAUGCAUUUUCAUCAUCUCUGUUUUCUUUGCAAGAUUACGAGUUUGAUUAGCUGCGCAGAAGCUCUGUCAUCUUCAUGAAAAUUGUUACAAUAAACAUAUGAGUUCCCUAUACAAUUUCAGCUUUCGCUGGAACAAUAUUGAAACGACUUUAAUUAUUCUUCCUUGCAAGUAUUAUCUUUCCCCAUCGUUUCUCCCUUACUGUUUGAAAGUCAGAAAAAUGGCAAAAGAAGAGUCUCUGUAUAAGACAGUGUUCUGUGGUGUGUGGGUGUGGGUGGGUGUUGUUUUUGCAAAGCUCACACACUUAAGACAGCCAGAUGUGACAGACACUGCUUGUUACUCCUGUUGCAGUGAGUGAAAGAUUUGCCACAAACUCCUGUCACAUCCACACCAUGCAUCCAAAUCACUCUUAUACCACUUUAACCACCCUGGAGAAUGCUGGGAAUUGUAGUUUGUUUAAGGUGCUGGGAACUGUGGACUUGUGACGUCAGCACCCUUAACAAACUUCAGUUCCCAGCAUUCUUUGGGGGAAGCCAUGACUCUUAAAGUGGUAUAAGAGUGCUUUCAAAGAGUCAUAGAGUUGGAAGGGACCCCCAAAGGUUUUGUAGUCCAACCACCUGCAAUGCAGGAAUCUCAAGCAUCCAUGACAGAUGGAUUUGAUAUCCCGCUUUAUCACUACCCGAAGGAGUCUCAAAGCAGCUAACAUUCUCCUUUCCCUUCCUCCCCGACAACAAACACUCUGUGAGGUGAGUGGGGCUGAGAGACUUCAAAGAAGUAUGACUAGCCAAGGGUCACCCAGCAGCUGCAUGUGGAGGAGCGGGGAAGCGAACCCGGUUCACCAGAUUACGAGUCUACCGCUCUUAACCACUAUACCACACUGGCCAUCCAACCUCUGCUUAAAAACCUCCAAGGAAGGAGAACCCACAACCUCCUGAGGGAGCCCAUUCCAUUGUCUAACAGCUCUUACUGACAGAAAGUUCUUCCUGAAUCCAUUGGUCCAGGUCCUAGCCUCUGGAGUAGGAGAAAACAAGCUUGCUCCAUCUUCCAUGAGACAACCCUUGAGAUAUUUGAAGAUAGCUAUCUUAGCUCCUCUCAGUGUCCUCUUUUCCAGGCUAAACAUACCCACCUCCCUCAACAGUUUCUCAUAAGGCUUGGUUUCCAGACCCUUGAUCAUUUUGGUUGCCCUCCUCUGCACACAUACCAGCUUGUCAACGUCCUCAGAUUUCUCUGCAGGUUUUAGAACUUGUUUUGGUUUCAUGGUAUCACUCUACUGGAUUUUGUUAGGUUUAUAGCUGUUGUUUCUGUGCUUUUAUCUUUUUUAAAAGCUUUUUAUAAUAAUUGUACGAUUGAUGGUACAGCACCCUGGAACUUUCAUACUGAAGAGCAGAUUGUAAGUGAUCGUAAUAAUCAUUAUUAUUAUAUCACAUCACGCUGGCUUAUAUAAAAGAACUCUGCAGAAUGGUUUGCAUAAUAACACAGGAGGAGGGGAAUGGAGAAGCUAGUUAAAUAACCAUUUUGCUUCCCUAAAAGAUACAUUACUUUACUGGAGGCAAUAUGUCUCUGAAUUCCAGUUGCUGGGAAUCAUGAGUUCUGUUGUUCUUAGGUUCUGCUUUUGGGCUUUCCGUAGACAUGUGCUUAGCCACCGUAAGAACAGCCUGCUGAAUGUCCCCUCUGCAUGAAAUAUAUAUUUAACUUUGUGGUGUUUUGCCUUCAAUAUAUUCUUCCAGUCUUACCUUGCUCGCUGGCCAUUCCAUGCUUUACAGCUGUGCCUAUGUUCCUGAUAUAUCAGAGCAAAAGAUAAGCGGUUUGCUAAACCAUAUGUAUGUGUGUAUCGUAAAUGUCUCAGCAGGCGCCUUUUUCCAUUUUAAACUCCCUUUCAGCACCACCUGACUGCAGGAAUGAAAUGGAAUGUGCUUCUGCUACUAUGAUACUAAAAAUAUUAGGCCAGAUUCAACUAACGUAUUGCACACUAGCAGAAGUCAGAGCAAUGGGAUGCCCCCCUACACAAGGGUAACUGUAAACUCCUGCAGAAAUGAAGGAAGAGGGAAACUAAUGAAGUUAUCCAUAGAGCUGCAGGGAUGACUUUUGUAGAUGAGUACAUUACAAAUUGGGACGCAGGUGGCGCUGUGGUCUAAACCACUGAGCCUAGGGCUUGCCGAUCGGAAGGUCGGCAGUUCGAAUCCCCGUGACGGGGUGAGCUCCUGUUGUUCAGUCCCAGCUCAUGCCAACCUAGCAGUUCGAAAGCACGUCAAGUGCAAGUAGAUAAAUAGGUACCACUCCGGUGGGAAGGUAAACGGCAUUUCCGUGUGCUGCUCUGGUUUGCCAGAAGUGGCUUCGUCAUGCUGGCCACAUGACCUGGAAGCUGUCUGUGGACAAACACCAGCUCUCUUGGCCAGUAAAGAGAGAUGAGCGCCGCAACCCCAGAGUCAUCCGCGACUGGACUUAACGGUCAGCGGUCCCUUUACCUUUACCUUUUACAUUACAAAAAGGGCUUCUUUUCUGCAGCAGCUGAAGAGACAGUCAUUCCGGAAUCCUGUUCCAAAAGGGGGAGGGAAAUGAGCCAGUGACCGCUCUCUCCCAUCUGUUGUUAUCUCUGCACCAAAGUCCAGUGAUUCAGCUUUGUUCCAUAUGUUGCACACAUGGCAUUGUAUCCCAAGACAGGGGCACUUCUGCCCACUGGUUUUCUCUUCCAAACUGGUUUCCAGAAUAACAUUUCAGGUUUUAGAGGAGAUGGUUGCACACUCUCUGAGGCUGCCUUGAAUACAGCUAUGCCCUGUUCGCUUAUAAAGUUGCCUAGUGUUGUGUUCGCCACACUAGGCUGCUCAACACUUCAAGAGUUUUCCUUCCCAAAUGCCUUCUGUCGGCGAUGGGUCUACAUGGCAGUGCUGCCGUUUUGUAUGUCUGUGUGCUUGCUUCUUUGUUUUAAAGCCCAGAUUUGGAACCAUGGAAGCGUUUUAGGAAGUGGACUGCAAGCUAUGAAAAGCCUCAUCAAUUUUGUCAGUCUACACAGAGAUAAAUUCAUGCACGCUGUGAUUACAAUGGGACAAGGAGAAAAGGCACCAAAUGUUGCAGAGCGAGCAGGAUCCCAACCUCUCCAUCCCUUCCUUCCCCUGGUUUGCCGUGUCCUUCCCACCCCACCCCUCCAACUGAAUAAAGGUAAAGGUAAAGGGACCCCUGACCAUUAGGUCCAGUCAUGACCGACUCUGGGGUUGCAGCACUCAUCUCGCUUUAUUGGCCGUGGGAGCCGGCGUACGGCUUCCGGGUCAUGUGGCCAGCAUGACUAAGCCGCUUCUGGUGAACCAGAGCAUCGCACGGAAACCUUCCCACCAGAGCAGUACCUAUUUAUCUACUUGCACUUUGAUGUGCUUUCAAACUGCUAGGUUGGCAGGAGUAGGGACUAAGCAAUGGGAGCUCACCCCGUCAUGGUGAUUCGAACCGCCAACCUUCUGAUCAGCAAGUCCUAGGCUCUAUGGUUUAACCCACAGUGCCACCCGCGUCCCAAACCCAAUAGCCAGUCAGUAAUCUCUGACCCCUUUGUCUUCCUCCAUUUGUUUAUUUGUUUGUUUAUACAUACCGUUGCACAUUUUGGGGGUUCUCAUAAGCCUGCCUAUACAUCUGGUCACUUCAGCAUUAUAAAUUUGAAAGCACUCUUGUACCACUUUAAGAGUCAUGGCUUCCACAAAAGAAUCCUGGGAUAUGAAGUAUAGUUUAUUAAGGGUUUCCUAACAACACUCAGCAGCCUUAACAAACUACACAAACUACCCUUAACAAACGGCAGCUGACGCAGUGCUGUGCUCUUACCUUUCUAUAGUAGGCUAGUUCCUACACACAGCGCAGUGUCCCUGUUUUCUAGGGACAGUCCCAGAUUUACAGAAGCCGUCCCAGUUUCUGUUUUAAUCCUGGAAUGUCCCUAUUCCUUAGGACGUCCCUAUUUUCACCGGAGAAAUGUUGGAGGGUAUGGAGUUAUGUGACUUCCAAGCUAUGGAGAUAAAUAACUAUACAACCUUUGAAAGACAUCUGAAGGCAGCCCUGUAUAUAGUGAAGUUAUUUUUUUUUAAUUUUUAAUGUUUUGUUGUGUUUUUAUAUAUGUUGCAAGCUGCCCAGAGGGCUGGGGAAACCCAGUCAGAUGGGCAAGGUUUAAAUAAUAAAAUUAUUUCUAUUGUUGUUAUGGACCGCCGACCUUCUGAUCGGCAAGUCCUAGGCUAUGUGGUUUAACCCACAGCGCCACCCGCGUCCCAGUUAUGGAACAGGGCGACCCUAUUUUCAUCAGAAAUGUUGGAGGAGGGUAUCGCAUUCCCCUUUCUGUUCUCCAUCUGGGCAAGCAAGAAGCAUUAUCAGAGUUCAAUGACAAAGGCAGUCAAAAGCACUCUACAGGGCUGGGGAGGGGUGUGACCAGGCAGAGACCAGUCCUAGGGGCCAAACAGAGAUGCACGGAGGCUUGCAUUCAGAUUCUGAAUGCACUGAGGUUCCCCAGCCCUUUAGUACACUAACUUAGCUUAAUUUAUUAAAUGUGAGAAACCAGGGGGAAAGGCUUGGGGGGCGGGAAUCUGUAGAAAUCACUGCCAUAAAACUAUGAUUCCCCCCUCCAAUUUGGAAGAGCGCUCGCACGCAGGCCUGAAGGCAGUUACCUUGCAGAUAAAACUAGCGAGCCCUUAUUUUUAUUUUUAAAAAUCAACUUCAUUAUUAAAGGAAUAUGAACAGUUCCCCUUCAUCACCAGAUGGCUGCUUAAUUGCAAUGCUGAUAUACAAUAGCUACCACAUGCGCAGCUCCCCGCAUUGUAUAAGCCCUGAGAUAUGUGCAAUUUGUGUUUUCAGAUUUGGCCCUUGGCCUCACAGUCUCCGUUCAGCUCUACGCUGUAUGGAAAACCAUGUGGCAGUUGGAAACCAUUAUAGACAAUUGAUCUCGGAGCACUGACUCAUUGGGCAAUAUGUUAAAAUGAUUUUGAUUCUAAAUAACUCCCGGUGACCCCUGCUGCAAAAUAUGGCAAAUGGGUGGUCAUGUGGGGAAGAGGUGGCUGUCUGGAGUGUUAGAAGCUUUCAGCAGACUUAAAAACACCCCCAGGCUUAACAUUUAGCAUUUGGCAAAUGAUCCCAGCCCUGAAGCCAAAGGCUGUAGUCAUCAGGAUACCUCCUACGUAGUAUUUCCAAGCGCUUCAGAGGCUCUGCUCCAGGCUAAACGAUUUGACAAUCGUGGACCAAAAAAAAUUUAAAAUAUUUUGCCAGGAACACAGAAGUUCUUAGCAGCUGGCGGUAGCUGUUCAGGAUAUUUAAGUUUCGGUCCUGCGCCUACCUGAUUGGGAGUAAGACUCAGUAACCUAAUGGCGGCAUAAGGUAUCAGUGGAAGGAAUUCAACAUAGUUCAUAGUUCAACAUAGUUUUCCCUCCCCCUUAUGCUGGUCUAUGACCACAAUAAAAAUUUGAUUUGAUUUGAGGAAGAGGAUACAUAAAAAGAGGCAAUAAAAAAUGAUGCAUGGUAUGGAGAAAGGCAAUAGAAGUUUUUCUCCCUGUGGGUCCCCAGAUGUUGUUGGACUACAACUCCCAUCAUCCCUGAGCUCUGGCCUUGCUAGUUAGGGGUGAUGGGAGUUGUAGUUCAACAACAUCUGGGGACCCACAGGUUGAGAAAGGCUGGUAGAGUUAUGUGGACAUUGAUCCAAACUGAAUGUUGGAAGAAUCAGACAGAUAAAAAGAAGUACUUUCCCAUACUGUGCGUUGUUAAACUCUCCCAGGAGGCGGUGAAGGCCGCCAUCUUGGAUGGCUUGAAAAAAGAGUUAGACAGAUUCAUGGAAGGCAAGGCUAUCAACUGCUACCAUGGCUAUGUUCUACCCCUAUGGUCAGAGGCAGUGUGCCUCUGAAUACCAGUUUCUGAGAGCCACAGGUGCGCAGAGUGCCUUUGGACUCACGUCCCACUUGCAGGUUUCUCUGAUGUUCUUCUGAUGUCACAUAGAGGCUGGGCAGUACAGAGUCCUGAGACCCUGUGAUGGUUUUGGCUGGCCAACUAUGGGGUCACUAAACUUCACCCCUUCACAUACAGUGGGCACUUAUGCGUUGUCCAAAAUAAAAUUCUUCAAGAAGAAAAGAGAACCAAAUAGGACUCCAAUUUGCAUGAAACUUGAAUAUGGCAAUUUAAAUGUAUAGAUACAAAUUUAGAAAUUGAUUGCUAUAGUAUAUGUAGAAAUAGAAUACAUUUCACCACAGUGAGGGGAAGACCGUGACAAGUUGGGCUGUGUGCCAGUUCAUUUUCCUGUCCAAAUGCUGUUGUUGGGUUACUGUGAAGGCCCCUGAUUUUCCUUGCUAGGGUUAUUUAUUGUUAAAUUGGGCAUUGGACAGUUUAAACUAUUUCCAAAUAGAGAACAGUCCUGUGUAAAGUGAGACACAUAGCCAUCCUCCCUAACAAAGGGUUUUGGGGAAGUAAAUAGAACAAAAUUGUGCUAGAUGGAGUUUAAUGUGAGGUUAAAGCACUCAGUUUUUUUUAAUUAUUAAAACAAUAUUAAAAGUUAAACACUAUUAUUGCAUACUGUAUAAAAAAAAGCCUGUUUAUUUACCUCCUGCAUUUCUCAGUCAAUGAUGCUCAUUAUUAAGCAUUUAUUUAUGAGUUACUGUGACAGCAUGACCUGUCCUCUUGGCAUUGCUGAUGACUCUGUCAGCAAGAAGUCGCUUUGAAAAUAAAGCACACUGGCUGCAACUUCCAUGGGUUCUUUUGCCUUAGGGAAAUUAAGUCACAAGAUUCCACUGCCCCAGUUCUGAGAUUAAUGGGGUGUAAGAGAGUAAAUUUCAGUAAGCUAAGAGCAGCAGAAAUUGGGAGAAUCGGCUUUGCUCUCAGUCUCACAGGUGGUUCUGUGUCUAUGUUCACAUUAGUGGUUUGAAACAAAGCGAGGUCGUCUCCCUUAUUCUCACACUGCUGUGCAGACCAAUGGGCAAGGAUCUCUUCACCCGAUGGCCAUCACUUGAUUUGUUCCCCCGGCCAUCAAAUGCCAAGUCACUGAAAGUGUCGUGUGUGUGGCAUGUGCAACAGCUGCCUGAAAUGUAUACAUCUCAGCUUCACUGUGACUUCCUUUUUCAAAUCAGAAGGAAGCUGGUUUGAGGGAAAGAGUAUCCAACAGAAUUUCUGAAGAAGCUAGAGGAUAUCUACAGAUUGUGGCUUAUGUCAUGAGUACUCAGCUUCAAACACCAGCAGUGGAGUCAGCUGUGAUUUGGACUCAGCCUCAGUGUAAUUAAUUGGAAGAGACCCCAAGGCCCUCUUGUCCAAUUCAGACAUUUUAUAACUUUAGCUGAAUUGCCAAGGAACAAGUACAAAGUUCUUUCUCCCCUUCUUCCAACUGGGGGACAAAGGCUCUCUGAAUAAAGUACAGUGGUACCUCGGGUUAAGAACUUAAUUCGUUCUGGAGGUCCGUUCUUAACCUGAAACUGUUCUUAACCUGAAGCACCACUUUAGCUAAUGGGGCCUCCUGCUGCCGCCGGAGCACGAUUUCUGUUCUCAUCCUGAAGCAAAGUUCUUAACCUGAAGCACUAUUUCUGGGUUAGCGGAGUCUGUAACCUGAAGCGUAUGUAACCUGAAGCGUAUGUAACCCAAGGUACCACUGUAUACACACACACACACACACACACACACACACACAUAUAUAUAUAUACAGUACUACUGUACUUCUCAUUUUUGAAUGGAGACAGCCUGUGCUAUAAUGUGUCUCCAGAUAUGCAAAACUUUCCCUCUCUGAUGGGAUGCAAGUUCAUAAAAAACUAAUGCUACUGAUUACAGCUCCCUCCAUGAAGUACACCAUCCUUUGUUUAGUAAAAUAAAAAAGAAACCCCAGGUGCUUUUCUGAAAAGGAGCCUUGGGAGAAUUCUAAGGUUUGCAGAAAUAGAAAAAAAAAAAUUAGAAAAUGCCUGAUAAAGGGUAGGAAACCUCUACAACACUAGUGUAGCUCAGAAGCAGGCUUGAAGGUGUUCAUCUUGCAGCUUCCAGCAGCAGCUACAGGCUUUCUGUUAGAAAUACUUCUGGCUUACUGAAACUAUAGGCCCACUUCUGACACCAUGUUGCAUCCCUUGGGUUUGGGAAGGGUACUUCCAAACCUUCCAAUGGGUCUGUUGUAAUACUAAGCAGGAAAGCUUCAGUAGUAGUAUCUAUUUGUGAAAAACAGAUCGAGAACUCAGCAUAUCCGCCAGUGGGCAAGACGGAAGGUUCCAACUAGCUCCCACUCAGUUGUAGAGGGAACCACACCCAAAGCAGGGAGGGGAGUUUCAAUUCCAGACCAGGCAUUAAUCUUAAAGAGACAGGCCACACACACAAUACCUAGGACUGAGAAUGUGGAGUCACCACAAAACACUAGCUAUUGGUGUGGGCCAAGGUGGUGGGAAACAGUUAUUUGUUUUGGAUUAUAUAGCUCCGGGUUUCCUGUAUCAAGUUGAGAGGGUAGACUAGAAGACAUAUUAGACACAUGGACACACACCAAUUCUUUGAUUCUAUGAAAAAAGCAUGGCUUAAUGUUGCUUUCCAGCAGUAACUUCAUGAUUAUAUUGUCUCUGGAAUGAAAGAUUCAAUUUAUGUUACUUUGCAAAUUAUGUGAUGUUAUGUCUUUUAAAGAAUAUGCAACACUAAUGAGAAAAAAGGGUACCAAAUGAAAUAUUUGAUUGGGCAGAAUUGACAUUAAAGAUCAUUAAACCAUUACAUGGUUACAAGUUGCCAGUAGAAAUCUUAUUAUGACUGAUCACAGGGACUUUUUGUUCUACAGCUUAUACGUGCUAAGUCAAAGCUGUUCCUAAUGCAAAAUAUGAUUGCUAUCAAUUACAUCUAAAUGUUGUGGAUGAAGUUGGUAUGUGUGCUUUUAAAAAUAAGCCCCUAUUAAAACCACAGAGGCUAUUUUAAUCAUGUGAUUUCAGAAUUGGGGGGGGGGGGAAUCUACAGGCCUUUCCAACUAUAAUUUACAGGUAAUUUACAGCUAUAAUUUACAGGAUAAUAACUGGAGCAAUCACUGUCUAAAGCAGGUAUUGCUCCAGCAAGGGCUCCCUGUGGGACAAUGCAGUUUCCCAGCUCUCAAGCCACAAUUUGAGCAGUUCUUAAAUUGAAUCUAGAGGCAACCUAUGGUUCCUGGUACAUUUUCAGACAGAAAAGACAGAAAUCUUGUCCAAGUUUCCAGCAGAUGCUGAAUAGAUAGACUGCUCUUCGGUUUCACAUUUUGGAAUGAUAUUUUGGUGUUUUUCUGUUUUGGGACAGGUUUUGUGCUCAAAUAUUCAUAGUAGGGAUGGAGAACCUGUAGCCCUCCAGAUGUUGUUGGACUACAACUCCCAUCAUCCCUGAUGAUUGGCCAAGCAGGGUGGGAUGGAUGGGCACUGGAGUCCAACAAUACAUGGAGGGCAAAAGAUUCCCUAUCCCUGGUUGAUGAGAAGAUACCCCAGCGUUUUGAAAGUCCUUUCUAAAACACAAAUGCCAGUUGUCUGCUCUGAAAUGCCAGGCAUUCCCAGAAAGUAAUCCAUGUAUUGUUUUGAGCUCUUUUUCUCCGAGAGAAGGGGAAAAGCAUCCAUUUCUUUCUGUAACAUAACAGUAUGCCUACAUGGGAAAGAAGGUCAAUGCAUUUUGUCUUCCAUUUUCAGAAACUUUGAGCUUUUUCCAACAGCAAGAGCUUCGUAGGGAGAAAUGGGAGAGGAACCGGGUGACGGGGAGAGCCAUCUCCCGCCGUUCUGUCAGCAAAGAACGAUGGGUGGAGACGUUGGUGGUUGCUGACAGCAAGAUGAUUGAAUACCACGGAAGUGAGAAUGUGGAAUCCUAUAUCCUCACUAUCAUAAACAUGGUAUGUAAUGUACAGAAUGCGGAAGCGAGGGUGGUAACAGGGUCCACACCGUAUGAGCACAUAGCCCUGGUCCUUUCUUGCAUUUGCUGGCUUCUGGACCCAACUCAAAGGACUGGUUUUAACAAUAAAGCAUUAUAUGGCUUGGGACCAUGAUAUCUCUAAAGCAGAAUUCCCCAGCUGUUACGUUCGCAAUGUUGUUGGACUCCAGUUCCCAUCAUCCCCAGCCUUCAUAGCUGACAGUCAGGGAUGGUGGGAGUUGUAGCUGGGGAAGGUAGGCUUUUGGCUAUAAGUUCAAAGUCCACCCUCAUUGCCAAUUUAUUAGGGACUGGCAGGCUUCCCGGGGCAGUGAGCAUUCGACCGAAUGACUCCUCCGGUCGAGUCCUCUGACAUGAUUAAUGACCUGAGCCUCUGAUAAGGCUCCAAGCACGUUCCCCCAUUGCGCAGAGUAUCCAGCACAGGGAAGGACGAGAAAUAUGAGCUACAUGCUAAGAGUUUGAUUACUAAGCUACGCAGACAGAAAAGAAAUACAUCCUCUCUCUGUGAGAGCAGAGAGCGACUGAAAAACAAAGGAACAGGAAACCAGUAACAUCACAUCCGUCUCCUGUCUUCCGUGAGACUUCCAACAAUCUGUAAUGUCUCUGGAAUGCAAAACAGAGAGUUGUGACUCCAAGAGCACUGCACAGUGGCAACACACAGAAACCAACAUCGGGGUCCCAAUCAGGUUGGGAAAAGCUGAGCUAAAAGAAUGCUCCUUCCCAUAUGUAUAUCUACCCAUGUCCUCAGCUUAUUGAGGGAAGCUGUCCUUCAAGGGCUCCCUCUAAAGGAAAUUUGGAGGAUUGCCAGAAGGGAGUGGGUUUCCCCCCCCCAAUGCCUCGCCCACAAAUCUGUGGAAUGAUCUCCUUUCUUCCUGGCACCAUAUCUUUUUUGUGGGGAAAGGACUAUAGCUCAGCAGUAGAGCAUAUGGUUUCAAAGCAUCACAGGAUCGUGACAAAGAUUAUUGAAACCCAAUUUAUGGCCUGGUUCAGAUAUAAGAGUGCCAGGCUGAUAACUUGUUUUAUCUCCGGUUGUGAGCAAGUUGGUGGGCAGGAUGUGAAAACCCUGUUAAUGUGUCCUGUCACUGGUGCUUUCCUUCAAUGGACAAAUGUCCCACUUGUCUAAUGGAUUACUUGACCUUGACUAUCCCUGUCUCACAUGAAGUGAAGAUUGCCUGAACUAGCUCUGACAGGAACGCAGCCAAGAGCCCUUAGUAAUUAAUCCCUUUUCAAUGCAAUGCAUGAAUGCUAACAAAAUGUCAUAACUCAUGGUUAGAACUUCCUUGUCAUAAAAGAAACGAAUAAGGCAGAAUCAGCGCUCAACUGCACAGGGGCACUUCCAAACAUAAUUAAUGGCGUUCUGAUAUGUUUCGAUUUUGAUUGUGUAUGAAUUGUGUUUUAGUGUGUUGGAGGCUAUCUUGUGAGGGCAAAAAGCAGCCUUAAAAAAUCUUUUUAAAUAAAGUCAGCAAUUAAAGCAGGGAUGAGGAGCCUGUGACCUUCCAGGUAUGGUUGAACUACAACACCCAUCAUCCCUGACUACUGGAUGCUGUCUGGGAACUGAUGGGAACUGGAGUCCAUUAGAGCAUGUUGCUGAUAACGCCAAGGUUGCAGGUUUGGUGCCUGUAUGGGACAGCUGCAUAUUCCUGCAUAGGAACUCUACAAUUCUAUGAAUUUUAUACUAGGAGGGCCACAGGUUCCACAUGCCUGCAAAUGAGAACAACCUGCUGCAAGCUCCCCCUUGAUUUCUGCCAUUGAGACUGAUAAUGCUAGAACGCUUAUUCAUACAGCUGCACUGCCCUCUGCAGUAGAUUCCAGAAUUUAUUGUAAUUCUGACCGAAUCAAGUGUAGGCGAAUAUUCCAGAGGGCAUUGGAGGAAGUGGUGAGCCAGGAAAGGUUUGUCCAUCCAGCUUUUGCAAAGGCUAAAUCUGGGACAGGGGAACAACCCUAGCAUGGUCUAGCGGAUGUUUGUCUGAUCCAAGUGGUCACUUGGUGGACCUCAGUAAUAUGUGGCAAGGUCAAAAGUGCCUCUCCUAAAAAACACAGUACAUUCCACAAGCAGUGUUAGAAACUGGGGUGGAAAAACUAGGAGCCAAAUGGCUUCUGGGACGUGGGUUGUGGGUGCCAAAACAGAAUGUCUAGUCGCCACUGAGGGGGCGGCAACACUUUCUGUUUAUUAUUUUGAUAAGCAUGCAUUAAUAUGCAAUUCACAAGUGACACAUUGUCAAGAUCACAUUUUUAGUAGAAAUUGUUAAUACAUGUCUAAUUUGGUGUUUACAAUAAAAAAUAUUGGUACCAUACUUUGGUUUUCAAAACACUCCACUCUUUAUUGUUAAACUCCUUAACAUAUUGCCUAUCCUUAACUUAUACUUCGAGGCUUCAAAGCAAAUACAUUUCAGGAAUCCUUGAGUGUGAGCCAGGUGCAAAAACUGGCACCCAGACUUUUUGAUGUCCUCGCAGAUGGAUCACCUUUAGGCGCAAAAUGUGCCUGGAGCCCUGCUAAUUUCGAACCCUGCCCACAAGUAUGUAUGGAAUGAGGCAGUCCCUCAAGCACCUGGUCACACGUUCUUUAGGACUUUGUUAACACCAUCAAGAAGACCUUAAAGCUGGUCUGCUAUCAUACUAUAUAUAGGCAAAGACCUAUAUUUUGUUACUCUGUGCUGUGCCAGACAUAUUUCUGAUGGUGCUAUGGAAAUAGAUCAUCAUCAUCAUCAUCAUCGGGGUGGUGGGGGCGGGGAUAUUGCUGCAGAAAAUGAAUUAAUAAACUUUAUAUUGUCUGGCUUUGCCCAGGUGUCUGGCUUGUUCCAUGAUCCAAGCAUUGGCAAUGCAAUUCAUAUUGUGCUGGUUCGACUGAUUCUUCUAGAGGAAGAGGAGGUAAGACCCCCAUGUAACAAUUACAUUUCAUGGACUUUCCUCUUAAGAAAGAAAGUUUUUGAUAGACUUCAGAGAAGGGGAAGGAAGCCAGACAAAAGCAGGCUUUUUCAGUGGCGGCACUGGUGUUCUAGAAGGCCACUGGACAUGCAAGCAUUGUGGGAUGCCACCAGUGCUGUGGAAAGUUGUUCUGUUGUGUGUUUUAUUGCUUAUCUAUAUUCCAACAGCUGGACAAAUAGGUGUUUACCAUGAGUGUCUACUGUGUUGCUGCUUUUGUGUAUUUGAGUUUUUAAAAAUUAUUUUUAGUGUAUAUUGCCUUGAGAUGGUUGUUUGGAAGGUGAUUAAUAAAUCAGUGAUCAUGAUGUCAAUGGUGAUGAUAAUUUAAUUAUAAAUGUGUAUAUUUUAAAUGUUGUGUAAUUGUGUUAAGUGUGGUGAACUGCUUCUCUUUCAGUGAUGAUGAUGAGGUAAUACUACUACUACUACUACUAAUAAUAAUAAUAAUAACAAUAAUAAAUGCUUUUCACAUGACUUUCAAGGUGAUUCCCUAUUCCAUGAUUGAGAACUUGAGGCCCUCCAGAUGUUUUUAGACUCUAAAUCCCAUCAGCCCUAGCCUCAUAGCCAAUGGUCAGGGAUUAUUGGAGUUUUAGCUUAAAAAUAUGUAUGUGUUUGUUUUCCUCAGAGCUUGACCCUGGAGAGGAAAGAUUUGGAUUGAUUAGGGAACAAUGUUUCCAAAUUGGUUCCACGUUGUUCUCAGCAUGUUCGAAGGCAUUCUGAAAAAUUGUGCUACAAGACUGCAUAGCUGCUAAGAAUGUUGCAUCUUUCUUAACCCUAGAAUCGUGCUUCAAUUUUUCUCUGAUUUAGGGCUAAUGGUUGUUUCAAAACGGAAAACAAUGGGAAACAUUUUUGUUUGACAACUUAUUUAAGCUCUUCUGGUGUGUGUGGGUUUUUUAAGAGUUGUGAAGGCCUCUUAAUGUGCUGUUUUGCUCUUUUUGUAUUUUUUUGGUAUUCCUUUUCCAUUGUUUUCCAAAUGACACAGUUUUAUCUCAACUUUCUGGACUCAGUAAACAGCUAUCAUAAUUACGUCUCUCGCUUCACGCAAAAGCACCAUUUGUUACAUCUAAAUUACCUUACUGAGCUUGAUAAUUAAUGUAGAUGCUAUUAGUGUUCUAGCAGUAUAAUUAUAUAUUUUUUAUUUCCCUCUCUUUAGCAAGGGCUGAAAAUAGUUCACCAUGCAGACAAGACCUUAGCCAGCUUUUGUAAAUGGCAAAAGAGUAUCAAUCCCAAAACUGAUGCCAACCCACUGCACCAUGACGUGGCAGUCCUUCUUACCAGGUAAGAGGAUACUGUGCCAGAGACACCAUGUUUGAUUUCAUUUUUUAAACUAUUAUUACUUCAGUAAGAGAGGAGACCAAAUAUAUUUCAGUAACAGGGUAAGAUUCUCAGCAGGACUUAAAUGCCCACUGUAGAAUUAUUAUUUUUGGAGGCUUGGAAGUUAGACGAGUCAGGGGUUAAUAAAGGCCAGUCCUAUCAUUAGGUAGAGUGAGGAAUCUGCCUCAGGUGGCAGUUGCGGGGGUGGUGGUGAGAUGGUGGAGGACACAACUGUGUGUGCCAUGAAGCAUCUCCUACACCACUAAGCUGCUAGCCUGUGGCCUUAGUUACAGCAGAGGAUGUUGUCUACCCAGUUGGCUUCUGCACAUGUCAUGGGAGGACAGCAUCUUGUUUUUCCCCUUGGGCAACAAUUUCCGCCCUCCCUUCCCUACAGGUGGGCGGGGUUUGCGGCACCGAGCAGGGGCUCACCUGGACGGGUGCCUCCCACCUGCUUGGGUUGGCCGUUGACCUGCCCUCGGCCAGGAAGGACAAUGGACGGCCGGCCGGGGGUGGGGCUAAGGCCAAAGAAAAGAGGCCAGCCCUUUUGACCAAGCUUCCCAAGCGGCGGCGUUUGCAGGGCCUGUUAAAGGGCAAAAACCGGGAGUCCCUGGCCCUAGAGUAGUGGCAUGUAGGUCAAACUCCCGGGCCGAGGUUAGUGGAAGGGCGUGCUGUGUUAAGUUUGUGUUUUGCAGUCACCUCUCACUGCACCUCAUCAGCCUGUAUAUCCUUAGCCAGACGGGCUGAGAGGGUUACUUGCCAAGGCCUGUGCCAAGUUUCCCACUUCUGAAGCUCAAUAAAGUUGUGGCCAAUCUGAACCCAUACUCUGGUCUCCUGUCUCAUUCUUUGGGCCAUAGCUGUCAACUUACAGAUUUGAAAAUAAGGGACCAGCAGCCUUGAAAAUAAGGGGCCAGCAGCCAAAAUAAGGGACCUGCAGCCUCACCUGUUCCAGGCACUCCAGUCUUCCUGUCCUCCUGCAGUCUGGUCAAACUCAUGCUGGUAGCUUCGAGAACACUGUCCAACCAACUUUGUAACCAGAGGUUCAACUGAAUAGAAUCUGAAUCACAUGCACCACAAGGCCUAUGCAGCCUCAACUUAAGAUGGCUCUCCGGCCUGGCUUUGCACUGCAAAGUUUGCAGCAGUACGUGCAACAAAAUGGCGUCCAGCAUUCAAAAAACCCCUCAGCUUGCAUUAACUAGCUACACACACACAGCCUCCCCCCCCCACGAGAUCUCCUUUCCUUCCCCCCCCCAUGUGCCCCCGCUCCAGACAGACCUUUUUGCCGGCAAGGGUGUGUGGGCCGUCGAUGACGUAUCCAUCUGAUUCUGAUCCGAGCAUUCAGCACAGGUAUGUUCAACUUCUGAGCCCCUCUGAGCCAAAGGCAGAAAGCCCAGCCAGCAGCCAAAUGAAGCCUCAAGGAAAACCACUGUCACCUCUCCGCUGGGAAGCGCUGAGCAAAGGCGAGUUCCCAGGGAACGCAGCCGAUUUGAUCAGCACAAGGCACAAAGCAUGCAAGCUCCACCCCCAGUCGUUCUUAGACUUCUUAUUGGGUGAGCAACACAGCCAAACAACGCUUCCUUUGAAAUUUAAGGGACAUCAUUUAAGGGACAUCCAUCAAUAAGGGACAGCAGCGGGACAUGGCGCUGGAAUAAAGGACUGUCUCUUCAAAUAAGGGACACUUGACAGCUAUGCUUUGGGCGGAAGGGGUAGGCACCAAAGACAGGGUUUAGCACGUGUGCCCGCAAAAUAUAUUGGGCUGGCCCAGUAACUUUUGGAGAUUAAUAGCCCAGGAAGUAUCUCUUUUGUUAAGGAAAUUACAGGGAAAUGGCCCAGAAUGACUAGGAAACUGGGCUGGGUACCACUCCCUCCCUACUCAUCUCCAGGACUUCCUCACCAUCCAGAAGCGGGAAGCAGAUAGCAGUGGCUUGGAUUCUCAUUUUACUCCCAUGAAGGGAAUAGAGUUCACAUCCACAGGAAAGGGAUUCUCGACUUCCUCCUUCCCUGUGUAGCCCCCUGCACCUCCUGAAUAUGUGUGCCUGGGGUUGGGGGACUUUGGGGAAUGGUGUGAAAUAUGACACGUGGGAUCCAGGUGGAGGGAAGAGUUGAAAGAAAUCAACACACUUUCAUGAAUGGAGGGGCACCAUAGGAUGCAAGCCAGCUUCCCCUUACCUGGCACUCUCCAAAUGUUACAAUGCCCGUAACCUCUGACCAUUGGCCAUGCUGGCUGAGGCUGAUGGAAGAGCAUAUCAUGUCAUUUGAAGGGUGCCAGGUGUUGGGAUGCAGCCAGGGAAUCAGGGGCAAUUGGCAGGCCCCCAGCAGGCCCCCAGCCCACCGGCAAUCUCGAGUCCUUGGAUCAGCAUGAAACUGCGACCCUAGCUCCAGCCUACAGAAGCUGGACACGCACACUCAGCAGAGUAAAUAAUGCUGUACAACAGAAGUGGCAGGGAGAGGCUGUGUUGGGCAUAUUUACAAGCAGUUUAUUCGGCAUACAUCAGGACAAAAAGAAAACAUAUCUGAACUCCCUCUUGUCCGAAGCAAGGCAGCAAAAGCAAAAGCUAUACACAAGCAGAAGUUCCCAGCAAGCUGUGCUGGAGUGUAAACAGACAUGUGGCACACAACAGUUUCAUGCCUGUCCCUUAAGGUGGAGUGGAAUAUUCUAACACCAGGUUGGGAACAGGUAAUCUAAGACAACCUAUCUAAGGUCCUAUUAGUUCUACAUGUUAUUUCGCUUCAUUCUGUUGUCCUUCCAGCUUUAUGCCAGUUAGGAGUUCAGUUUCAUUUGGUCUUCUGUUUCUUUCCUGUCUGACCUUUGCUUCCUUUCUCUCUAGUGAAAAAGAGACUUGAGUGCACGUGAGAGUCAGUGUGGUGUAGUGGUUAAAGUGUUGGACUAGGACCUGGGAGGCCAGGAUUCAAAUCCCUACUUGGGCCACUCACUGGCUGUCAACCCAAGUUUCCUCACAUGAGUUGUUGUGGGGAUUAAAAGACCAGCAUCCUGUGGCGUGUUGAGGUCCCCAAGCCACCCCAAAUAAAACACAAUUCACACAAAAUUUUUGUUUACGGUUUUUGGCAUAAUUUUGGCCACAACUUUAUUAAAAUACAGCAAAUGUGAGUAGUUGCCUAGGCAUUGGUUGCAACUAUCUGACCCUGCACAGGGACAGACUGACAUUCUCACACCCGCGAAGUCAGAAAGGGAAAACAUGGAGCUGGGUACCAUGCCCUCACCUCUCCCCAAAUGCUCCCAGGGGCUCUUGCGUGGCCCUAGCCCCUUGACAGGGGUUUGGACAAAAGCAUGGUGAGCCCCUGGAUUCCUUUAAUGGUCCGAUGCGCGCAGCGAAAAGAGGAAGCUCAACACUGCGUGCAGGGAAUAUAUAGGCUAUGGCUGUCAAUCACAAAAUGGCAACAUAUAAAUCUCCCCAACAACAAGAAGAGCCCAGUCGUAAUGGUGGUCAACACUCUUUUACCCGCCCAGCAACAGUGGGGUGUCUUGUUAGCCCCCACCACAACACGUGCUCUCCAUGAAGGAGAACACGCUUUCUCACACUGGCCAACCAGGUGCCUCUGAGAAGCCUGCAAACAGGACUCUCCUCUCCUGUGUUUUCCAGCAACUGGUAUUCAGAAGCAUACUGCCUUUGACAGUGGAGGGAGAAAAUAGGAUGUUCUCAUUUGAGUGCAAAAUUGAUGUGGGGAUAUUUUACAUGGAAAAAUAAUUCCUUCUGUAGGAAGGAAUUAACCGCCUCAGGCCCACAGUUAAUAAGGCUGAUCCAAAACAUUUUGGUGCUUGUUGUAAAUGCAAAUGAUGUAUUUCCUUGCCUAGUGACAUCAACAGUUAGCAACGCCUCAUAUAACUGACCCUGUGUCCUGUUGCUUAAUUGGACCCUGAAUCUGAAAGCUGGUGCAGCAUAAUGGAUAAGAGACUCAUCUGUGUAUCGAAAGAAGCCCCCAUUUUUAAAACCGUUUUUCAUGCCUAACAAAGGUAGACAUACAGUGGUACCUCAGGUUAAGUAAUUAAUUCAUUCCAGAGGUCCGUUCUUAACCUGAAACUGUUCUUAACCUGAAGCACCACUUUAGCUAAUGGAGCCUCCUGCUGCUGCCGCCCCGCCACAGCACGAUUUCUGUUCUCAUCCUGAAGCAAAGUUCUUAAACUGAAGCACAAUUUCUGGGUUAGUGGAGUCUGUAACCUGAAGCAUAUGUAACCUGAAGCAUAUGUAACCUGAGGUACCACUGUAGUGUCUCUGUUUUCAGUUCAUAGAGUCCUUUCUAUAGGUCAGUUCCAUCUGGUUUGAGACGCUGCUAUUAUAGGCAUUGUGAAGUUGUGGUGGGGGAGACAGGGGGAGGCAGGGGGAAGAGAAGGGGGAUAGAGACAUUUCCUUCUUUUGCAUAGUGCAUAUGCAGAUUUUUUUUGUCACGGCAUCAUGUUGAUAGGUUCUUUAUCCGUUCAUUUACGGUAUUUAUUUUCAUUGGCAGUGGAAGAGAUUGGGGAGCCUAGUUGGUUGCAUUUGGUUGGUUGCAGCGAGUUUUGUUUGGGGGAGUGGAGUCAAAUUAGCCAUAUCAAUUAGGAUGCUGUCAAGGAGGAUUAUGUUGUUAUCUUGUUGAUGCAUGUUCACUCCUGAAAGGUCCCUCCAGUAAAUCUUGCCUCUGCUAUGAACUCACCUUUUGCAAGCUGUUCUCCCUCAGCCUCACCCUACCGCCAUCCUUAUUUUAUUUUAUUUUAUUUUACUUUAUUUUAUUUUUUUACCCCACCCAUCUGACUGGGUUUCCCCAGCCACUCUGGGCGGCUUCCAGCAUAUACAAAAACCUAAUAAUACAAGACAUAUUACAAACUUCCCUAUACAGGGCUGCCUUCAGAUGUCUUCUAAAGUUUGUAUAGUUACUUCUCUCCUUGACAUCUGAUGGGAGGGCACUCCACAGGGUGGGCACCAUCACCGAAAAGGCCCUCUGCCUGGUUCCUUGUAACCUCACUUCUUGUAGUGCUGGUGCUGGAUAUCAGCCCUUGGUAUGGGGUCUCAGUGUCUGGGCUGAACGACGGAGGUGGAGACGCUCCUUCAGGUAUACAGGGUCAAGGGCCGUUUAGGGCUUUAAAGGUCAGCACCAAUAAAAGCAGUGAUCUAUCUUACAGGGUUGUUGUUAGGACCCCAGCAAGAUAAUGCAUGUGAAGUGCUUUGAACGCUCAAAAGCACUAUAGGGACCCCUGACCAUUAGGUCCAGUCAUGGCCACCUCUGGGGUUGCGGCACUCAUCUCGCUUUAUUGGCCGAGGGAACCGGCAUACAGCUUCCGGGUCAUGUGGCCAGCAUGACUAAGCCGCUUCUGGCGAACCAGAGCAGCACACGGAAACGCCGUUUACCUUCCCACUGGAGUGGUACCUAUUUAUCUACUUGCACUUUAAUGUGCUUUCGAACUGCUAGGUUGGCAGGAGCAGGGACCAAGCAACGGGAGCUCACCCUGUCGCGGGGAUUCGAACCGCUGACCUUCUGAUCAGCAAGUCCUAGGCUCUGUGGUUUAACCCACAGCGCCACCCAUGUCCCUCAAAAGCACUAUAAGUGUUAACUAUAAGCUAAGUGUUAAGAGCGUAAUCUAUGGCCUAAUCUGGUUAGCUGCAGGACAACCAGAAACACCACACACACUAAGAACAUAAGAAGAGCCUGUUGGAUCAGGCCAAAGCCCAUCAUCCUGUUCUUGCAGUAGGCACCCAGAUGUCCUGAGCAUAAUAUUGCUCUCUUCGUUUGUGAUUCCCUGGUAUUUAGAGACAUACUUCUUUGAACAGUGGAGGUAGCCACCAUGGCUAUUAGCCAUUGAUAGCCUUUCCUUCCAUGAAGGUAUCCAUCUUUCUUUCUUUCUUUCUUUCUUUCUUUCUUUCUUUCUUUCUUUCUUUCUUUCUUUCUUUUAAAUAAAUUUUAUUAGUAUUUUCCACACAACAACAACAACACCACGAAAGAUAUCGAAAAAUAACAAUACACAACACACAAAAAUCAACAUUCAAAAACUAAAGAAAGCAACAACAACAAAACAAACAAAAAACCCCAAAUCCAUAUCUUACAAGUUAAUAUUAUAAACACUAAAGCAACAACAACAAGACAUUGACUUCCACCAAUCCCACAGCACCUCCUUUGUCUCUCAUUGUGUUUUCCUGUUUUCUUUAUCAUCUCUAUCCUAACAUCUAGAUAUAAAUCCCUCUUUCAUAUCCUUUCACUUCACAAGGUUAUUCCAGACUCAGCCAGAUUUCUGUCCUCGAACCUUGACUUUUGAGGUAUCCAUCUUUAUAUCCAUCUAAGCGCACACUUUUAAAGCCACUGACUAGUACAAUCACAAUCCUGAUGCUUUCAUUCAACCCCAACAUUCCCAAUUAUUCUAAUUAUCUGCUCAUAUAAUAAGCUACUCAUAAUGCUAAUCACGCUAAAUCGUACUCAGAAGCAAUUUUAUGAGUGAAACUAAACAGAACGAAGCACAAACACUUUUGGAAACACACAAAGCCCUUUCCAAACAGAACAAAACACAAAAGCAAAUAUUUUUGGUCCUUACCGCUAUUGUCUGCUUGCUAAAAAUCGCAAGCCCUUCAUUGCUUUCCCAAGAACAGCACUCGUUAACGAUAAUUGCAUGCUUGUGAAUACUGCCAUAAUGAUCAGAAAUCUGUGACCUUGUUUGCCCGGGUUUUAAUUUUACUUUUUAGACAGUGCCGUGUGCUGCUUGCAUUUCUCAUUUAGAGUAUUAUGAUUCAGCAUCUGAAAACAAUUUACGGUAAAAAGUGGCAGUGCUCAGAAUUAAAAGAAAGAUCAAACUGGACCACAUACUGCAAUAGCAGGAGGAACAUAAGGAGCUUGAACAAACACAGAAAGAGAAGGAGGAACUGUGUUUAAAUCAAGGAUGGGGAACCUGUAUCAUUCCAGAUGUUUUGGGCAUCAUCCCCAGUCAGCAUAGAGGUGGUCAGAAAUGAUGGAAGUUGGAGUCCAGCAACAUCUGGAAUGAUACAGGUUCCCCACCCAAUGUUUCCAAACUUGGGUCUCCAGCAGAAUUGGACUACAAUUUCCAUCAUCCCAGACCACUGGUCCUGCUAGCUAGGGAUGAUGGGAGUUGUAGUCCAAAAACUGCUGGAGACCCAAGUUUGGGAAACCCUGGGUAGAAUCUACACACAUGUAACAACCAUUUUGAAAAUGCUUUUUUUAAAAAGCGUUUUUAAAAAUACAUUGAAUUUUCCAUAAGGCUCACCAUUGACUAUCUAGUAUCACAUUGUAUAUUGCACUUAAAACAUUUUAUUUGCAGCUGUAUAGCUGAGUCCCUGGUUUAGAGUUUGUUCAUUGCAUGUUGAAUAUAUGUGAACACCCAUGCCGUUUUAGCUUCAUUUGUAUAUUUAAUAUACUCAGUUAUACAUUCAGUUAUAUGUUCUGGGUUCAUUUGUGCACACAAAUGGCUUUCUUUAUCAUUCUUUAGCAAACAUGGAAGAAACCAGAAGUCAACUUCAGGCUUUUGAGUUUAAGGCUUUAGAUAAGUGAAUGGAUAAAUAGGAAGUUGCACGAUAAAUAAAAGAAUGGCAAAGUUGUCCAACUAGCUUGAUAUGCUUGAUAUAGAACCUAAAAUCAAUUUCAGUGACAUAACAUGCAAAAGCAAAGCAUCCUUCUUCAUGUCAUCAAUCAAUGGGGGUGUUGGGCUUUCUCAGAUUUCAUAUAUACACAGGAUGGUCUUUUGUAGCACAUUAUUGGCCUCUGGAAAUAGCUUUCAAGAAUUGUAAAAAGGAAGCAAUCAUCUUAUCCUGGGUCACAGUCAGACAGGACUGAGAGGGAAAUGUCCUUUUAUGCAUUCUAACAAAAGCUCUUGAUCUAUCUUGAAGUUUCGUGGGAGGGAUUCGAUUGCAUACUGGCAAAUUCAGGUUGCACAGUUAAAGGUGAUGUGGCACUCUUGCACAGCUUAGCACAAACACAAAGUGACAGGAAAACGUGCUGAAAAGUGUGGGAUAAUUGCUUGGUAUAACCUCUCUGCAAACAACUCAGAAUGAAUAUUCAAAUCGAUAGUCAACUUUGUGCAAAAUAAUCAGGAUGAAUGCUCAAUGAAAGAUUGCCCAGAAACAAUCUAUGUGCUUUUCUAGCCUUGCAGGAAGGAAGGAAAGAGUUGGUAGCAGAGAAGUGUGUGUGUGUGUGUGUGUGUGUGUGUGUGUGAGAGAGAGAGAGAGAGUUUAAGGGACAUUGGGAGAGUGGUUUCAGGCUUUGCUCUGUUGCAAUUUGUUUAAUGGACAAGGGGAGUAUGCUGCUCCCCUUAAGAUGAGACGACAUUUCUGCUUUGGAUGUGUAAUAAGCUUUCUUGUGCAGUGUUUGUCACUGUUUAUUGCUUCUCAGGGUCUGCAAAUGGUGCAACUGACUUCCAAGCAGGGACGGGGGAAGAAUUCAGUUCAGCUUGCAUUUCUAAAACAUUAUGAGAACUGAGCAUAACCGUUCUUCAAAGUCUGCACUUCUCCAGAUUUUGUAUUGCAGUUCUCCUGUCAAGUACCAUGUACAAAAUGCUUGUGCUAGGGGAAAGUGUGUGUAAUGCAUAGGUAAAGGUAAAGGGACCGCUGACCAUUAGGUCCAGUCAUGACCAACUCUGGGGUUGCGGCACUCAUCUUGCUUUAUUGGCUGAGGGAGCCUGCGUACAGCUUCCGGGUCAUGUGGCCAGCAUGACUAAGCCGCUUCUGGCGAACCAGAGCAGCGCACGGAAUACCGUUUACCUUCCUGCCGGAGCGGUACCUAUUUAUCUACCUGCACUUUGAGGUGCUUUCGAACUGCUAGGUUGGCAGGAGCAGGGACCGAGCAACGGGAGCUCACCCCGUCGCGGGGAUUCGAACCUCUGACCUUCUGAUCGGCAAGCCCUAGGCUCUAUGGUUUAACCCACGGCACCACCCGCUUUGUAAGAAUGCAUAUGUUAGUGAAAAUAACAUAGACAAUUGCGUUAUAGAAGGGUAGAUUGCCUGACAAAUGCAUCCAUUAAGGGAAAAGUUGCACAAAAUGUUGAUGAGUUUUUAAUGAGGGCUUUAAAAAAUAUUCACAAACCGAUGUGGAGAACUGAACGGAGCAGUGGAGAGAUGAGGAACUGAAACAUUCAGAUUCACCCACCCCUGCUUCUGAGACUGAGCGUACACAGGAUCAUGCUACAAAGUUCUUUUUAUUUCACGUAUUUUGCUUUGCUCUCAGGAAGGACAUCUGUGCUGGCAUGAAUCGCCCAUGCGAAACCUUAGGCUUGUCCCAUCUCUCUGGAAUGUGCCAGCCUCAUCGCAGCUGCAACAUCAAUGAAGACUCUGGCCUGCCUUUGGCAUUCACAAUUGCACAUGAACUUGGACACAGGUAUGAAAACUGUGGGAGUCUAGAGGACGUCAAGUCACAUGAUUAACCAGAACUGAAAUAGCAUCGAAAGCUCUUACAUUCUGAGGAGGAAGUAUCAGAACUUUGUGAUGGUUGUAGCAAGGAGGUCUAAGGUCAGGAUAAUGAGUCAAUACAAACAGCAGAAACCUAAAGGCAGGCACUCGUAUAUGUUUUGAGAUUUUUAUGUUGAUAAAAUAAACAUUUCGCCAGAAAAAUGUUUUACUUCUACCUGUGCGAUUUGGCCAACACUGCAAUACUUUUGUAUAUCUCUCAAAGUAAAAAAAGGCUAGUGACCUGCCUAGCUUUAAAUCUUCCAGAAGAUGCUUGAAUGGGCUUUUCUUUGUGUUUCUUGAAUCUUUCCAAUGUCUGCACGUUCUGUUUGUAAUUCAGAAAAUACCUUCUUAGAAAUGGAUCUGUUAGCAUUGAUAAGCAAUUUGUUGUUUGCACUGUUCUAUUCAUGCACUUUAAAAAAUUUAAGUAAAGAUGCAAGCAAGAACAAACAAAAAUUAACAGCCAAUAAUUGCAUUCACUUCCAACCUAACUUUGAAUUUCUUUCAGAAUCAACUGAGUGAAUAUUUAUCUUUGGCACUAAGGCAUUUGUGGGCAUCUUCCUCUGACUGGGGCUGAUAGGAGUUGAAAUCCAGUAACAACCUCUGGAGGGCUGCCGGCUUCCCACCCUUGCCAUGAUGGCAGAGGGAUGUCACCACAAUGGUUGGCAUCCACAUCUGGCCCAAUUGCACAAGCAACCCAAACAGGCUCUUGCGCAAUCUUAUUUCAGGUGUGCCAGUAAAGCACUAUGCAGUUGGACAGCUUCAUCCCAAGAUUCCUUGCAACGCUGGGCAUGUAUGCUGGGCUACAUACAGAAUCAUUCUUGAGUUUCCUGCAGCUGUGCAUAACCCAAGAGAUGUCUCUUUUGACAUCCUCUAUGACCAGGGCCAGCCCUACCAUUAGGCAAAGCGACCUUAGGUGGUAGAUGUUUUGGAGCAGCAGUGAGAGGUCCUUGGCCAUUCCUUUUAAGCCCCCUGCCAAUUCUCAUCUGUUAGAGGAUGUUAGCAGCCAGCAGCAGUUAUACUUAGCUGAUUGCAGCUUCUGGGAGCUUGUGACCAGGAGCUAGUAACCAGGACUUGUAAAGAGGGACAUUUGCAAGGGCAUUUAGUGGGAGAGUUUGAGGGGAAGCCCAGAAGACUUUCUCACAGCGUGCAGGACCAAGAGACAUGGAAGGUGAGGGAGCUGCUGCAGUGACCUGAAAAACACCUCUGUUUUCCUGCUGGAGAACGUGGAACAGUACACCUGUAGCAAGUGUAAAUGGUUGCCUUGCUGAAAGUGAAGGUGUAGCAAUUUGAGGCCCACCUAAACAUCCUCCGAGCUACAGGACUAAAUGUGGAAUUUCUCGAUAGAGCUAAGUGGACUAUGCUGGAACAGCGGCACAGGUGGGGUGCCCCUACAGAGGAGGAAGAUUGCCCAUUGCAUGAGAUGAACCCCUGGAGGAACGUGACACAUUUGUCAUUUGUCAGUCAGCAAAAUUAUAUGUCUAUGACAUUGCCAGGGCUUAUUGGAGCCCCCGAAUUUUGCAGUGUAGCUAAUGGGAGCAGUGGGGGAGGUGAGACAAAUGUCCCGGGCUGACCCUAUUGGUGCCUUUCACCCCAAAUCCUAGCCACUUUUAUUUUGGCUAGAUGUCACCCACAGUUGGUGACUGGAAGGCAGGUCUUAAUGAAACCAACUUUUCAGCAUGCACAGAAAUAUAGCAUAAAAAUGCUGACUUCUUUCACAGCGCUGUUCAUCUUUUGGAAGAUUCUGCUAUGAGCCUUCACCCAGGCCAGCCAGAUAACAGACUUUACACUACCUGAUAACCAGAAGCAAUUCCCCAGCAUAUUUUCUGCAGUACUUGAGGUUAUUUGUAGAUAAGAUAUUCUGGUUUUUUGAAGCUUCCCUGACAGUAUCUUGCACCUGGAUUUGUUUCUCUCCCAGUUUUGGUAUUCAGCAUGAUGGAAAGGAAAAUGACUGUGAGCCAGUGGGAAGGAGACCAUACAUUAUGUCCCGGCAGCUGCAGUAUGACCCCAGUCCUCUCACCUGGUCCAGAUGCAGCAAGGAAUAUGUCACACGCUUCCUAGAGUGAGUCAAUAUGACAGUUUUGCUACAGGGAAAUGGAACCCAUUAAACAAAAUCCUUAUCGCCAUUGCCUUUGAGGAUAUUGCAGCUAUUUUUUUAACUCCAUUACACUGGGUGAGUUUGGGCAUCAUGCUAAACUAUGGUUUAGCAUGAUAACAACAAGCUGUGGUAAGCCUUGGGAACAAAUAGCAUGACAGGCUGUUGUUAAUGGAAAGGGGAAGCGAGACUCUUCCAAACUCCUCCUCAUUGCUCUACUGGAGAAGGAGAGGAGAGCCCAGCAACCUGAGACUCACUGUACCUUGCUUCCAUAAUUUAUUGUGACAUCUGACCAUCAUCAUAAGCACAACCAUUGAUUGCAAAGCAAGCACAAGGGAUAACAGGAGCUAGGUUACCUUCUGACUAGGUACCCCAAUUUAUUACACUGGUAAAUUGAUGUAGAUUAUAGAACCAUAGAAUUGAAGAGUUGGAAGAUACCUCAGGGGUCAUCUAGUCCAACCCUUUGCAGUGCAGGACUUGCUGACAGAUGAAGAUGGAUCUUUGGACACGACGCUUGUUAUUAGCCAAAACACCCAGAAACAGUGGGAAGAGCAUUUUAACCAUAUAUAGUGGUACCUCGGGUUAAGUACUUAAUUCGUUCUGGAGGUCUGUUCUUAACCUGAAACUGUUCUUAACCUGAAGCACCACUCCUCCUCCUUGCUGCUGCAUGAUUUCUGUUCUCAUCCUGAAGCAAAGUUCUUAACCUGAGGCAAUAUUUCUGGGUUAGCAGAGUCUAUAACCUAAAGUGUCUGUAACCUGAAGCGUAUGUAACCCGAGGUACCACUGUAUACAAUUAUUCUGGUGAGGGUUCAGUGAUCAGGUGUUCACCAGUAAUUUUUCCUGAUAAAAGAUACCAGCCACCACAUAGCCCCCAGUUUCAGAGGAUGAAGUUAGAAAGUUUAUUCAGAGUCUUGCUAAUAAUAAGGUAAAGAUAUGACACCCCCCCAAAACCUGUAACAAACUAUUAACUGAUGGGCUCCUGUACUUGCAGAGCUCUAAAAUAAAGAAAAAUAAUAAAUCUUUGGAAGUAAAUUCUGUUAGAAUCCUGGGGUAACAUUAAUGUUUCUUAUUUCUAAAUGAAUUAUUACUGGGGGAGCAUGUAAGGCAAAAGCAACACAAGGAAGUCCGUUUUAUUUUAGUGUAUUUCAAAGAUGUAUAGAAAAGGUUCCAAAGUAAAAACAACCUUUGUGACAUCCCCAUUGCCCUGGAGCAGGGAAGCUGGGGCUUUUGUGCAUCUGCACUGCCAGGAGAAUAAGAUUGGUGGUGGCAGUUCCACUGGUGCAACCUCAUGGCUCCAGCUUCGCCAGUAUCCCACCCUGUUGUUGUUGUUUAGUCGUUUAGUCAUGUCCAACUCUUCGUGACCCCAUGGACCAGUGCACGCCAGCCUAGCCCCACCCAGAUAAGCAGCAGUAACUGUGGUGUCAGACUGGUGUCUCUACUGCCACUCAUCUGCUUCUACUGUGUAACUGGAGAUUAUGGUGACUGAACAUUCAUCUUCUGCAUGGCAACUACAGAUCUGUGGUCCCUCUGCAUGAAGUCUUGAGUGGAGGAGGGAGAACUUGAUACGGAGAUGCUAUUUUCAGCAGCCGUCUUAGGUUUCUUACAGCAUUUUGUUCUUCCCUGGGUGUAUGAAGACUUUUCUCCGAGCUAAAAUAUGCCCAUAUUCUUCAGCUUUCUUUUUUUAUGCGCCAUUCAUCUCAAACUAUUGAUUGUCGUCAUUUUUCUGAAUCAUCUUGUUAGCAGUUUAGCUUAUCAUGUUCUUCCUGGAAAUUUAGCGAGCAAAACAGGAUACUGUGAUCAAGCUGGUGUCUUGAACAGCAAUGAAUAGGACAGUAUUUUUGCCUCCUACACACAGUUGCACAUAGUGCUUCUGUAAAAAUAUCCUAAUGUAGCCAGCACUGGCAGUCUUGUCUGUGGGGAGUCCUCUCAACUCACUUUCCUGUUUUCCCAUCCUUCCACCACUGGGGUAAAGGAGAGGUGAAGGAGAUGCUGCUUCACCACAAUUGCCACACCACGAGAAGCAGGUGUCAGUAUUGUUGUUGUUUUUUAAAAAAACCUCCACAAAUGUUAAUACUUAAUCUCACACCUCAUAUUUAGCCGAGGAUGGGGCUUCUGCCUGGAUGAUGUACCCAAGAAGAAAGAUCUAAAGCCACCUUUCAUUGCACCUGGAGUGAUUUAUGACGUGCACCACCAAUGCCAGUUGCAAUAUGGACCCAAUGCAACGUUCUGCGAUCAAGUGGAUGUAAGUUCAGUGUUGCUUCUCUCCAACACCCCACAUUUUAUUUCAAGGUGGCAACGUUAAUCAUCUGAACCUAAUGGAGAAAUGGAGGAGGAAGGAGGUGGUGACAACAACCUGUAUUGCAGAUAUUAAUAUUGUGCAGCUUGUAGCAAUAGGAUUUGCAACUGAAUACCUUACUCGUGUGAUCUAAAGUUAAACACCUUGUGACAGUGUAGCAGCUGCAUUCUCAGUUAAUUAUCAACCUGUUAGGCACUCAGAGAGCUUUACAAUGCUUCAGUGGAGUUUCCCAGUUGGCAAUACACAUACAGGCAUCUACAGAAUUAUUUCCAGGUCCAUGUACAAUUAAACCAUUAUACAUAACAACCUGCAAGGGGAAGACAUGCCACAAUUCAAUUUGCUGGUAUACUACAGAUACAAGGAUGCUUAAAAAGAAGCUGUCCAUGCUCUGAAUGUACUUUGCGCUCUAUCUUUUGGUUUUGCAUCUCUAUGGUGUAGUGGUUAAGAGUGGUAGUCUCGUAAUCUGGGGAACCGGGUUCGCGUCUCUGCUCCUCCACAUGCAGCUGCGGGGUGACCUUGGGCUAGUCACACUUCUCUGAAGUCUCUCAGCCCCACUCACCUCACAGAGUGUUUAUUGCGGGGGAGGAAGGGAAAGGAGAAUGUUAGCUGCUUUGAGACUCCUUCGGGUAGUGAUAAAGCAGGAUAUCAAAUCCAAAUCCAAAUCUACUGUUUGAUGGUGCCCACGAGGUCACUGGUUCUAGCAGCUUUCUAGGUCUCUUCAGUGUAGCAGGGUUGAGCCUGUUGUUGUUGUUGACAUGCUGGCAAUGAGUGGGGCCAGAGACAAAAGAGUUUUUAGCUUUGAAGGAUUGCAUAGCACUCUCUUUCUCUUAGUCCCACCUCAUGUAUCUCUCACUCCCUGACUCUUUCUUCUUCCUGCUCCUCUCUCUUUCUCUCUCUCUCCCCCACAAACAAUAGAAGAGGAAGUGAUUCCCAAAAAGGUGGUCUGGAGGGCAAGUGCAGGACCUAAGCGUCCAGAGGGCCACAUGAAAUUAGGACAGGUGCCACAGGUUCCUCACCACUGUUUUCACGGAAUGGAAAAAGGACCAUUUGCUCUGUUUAUUUUUAUUCCAUUUAUAUCCCACCUUCCCUUCAUGCUGGAAUUGAGCACAGCCACAUCCAGGGAUUUGUAGGUGGUCUUCCACAGGCACUUGGCCAGACCUCCUCCUGCUCUGCUUCAUUAGAGUUGUGCCAUUGUCUUCAGGCAAUGCUAUAGCACUUUAUUCUAUUUCAGCAUGUAGGGGGGUGUAUUUGUCUCCCUUUGAUUGUGAGAGCUCUUGUUCUUAAAAUACCAGACUCUUAGAUAGUGGCAGGGCAUUUAAUAGAAACCUUACUUUCUUCUGCACAGUAGACCAAAGGGAAUCCCAUCCAGGCAAAACUAGUCCUAAGUUUGGUCUCUGUAGCUCAAUCGUGGGACUAGGUUUGUACUGUGUACGCAUUUGAUAUAGACUCACAGCAACACACAAUCUGUCAGAUGGCUAUAACUGGCAGUGAAGUCAGAUCAGCAAAAUUCUAGAGGAAAUCAUCUACCAGGCUUUCUCCAUGGUUACUAAACCCACGAGGCACAGCAGAUACAAUCCUAGAAAGAUAUGUGCUUAGCUGAGAGGGAAGGGGAGGAGUAAUUCUACAGCCAAUGAUGCUUCUGUUGCAGCUAUGCAAAUGCUUAAUUGGGCAAGGUGUUGUAAAACUGACGCAUGGUUUUCUCAUCCUGUCAUGCAUGUGCCUGCAGUGGAAACAUAAAAGAUGCCUGCAGUUAUAUGUGUAAUUCCUCCCACCCCAUUCCCCAUGCUCACGUAGGUUCCAAAGACUGCUGCCAGCCCAGCAUGAGGUUUUUUAUAUUUGUACAAUCUUGAGUCAGAUAAAGUGCAGUGGGGCAGGUGGGCUUUCAGUCAAUGCCCACAUGUAUGACAUCAUUUGAGUGACACAUGAUUUACCAGUCUCUUCAAGGCUUGAUAAACUGUUGAGUUAUAUACAUAGCAGACCAGUGGGGUCGACUCUGUACCAAAGCUGAGCCCCAACUGUGGUGAAAUUGUCUGGCUUCUCCUAACUGUGAAAAGUAUAUUCUUCAAAUUGUCCAAUGACUUUGUCAUUGUUAGAGGCACACAUUAAUUUUGUAACAAAUGAAGAAUUGAACCAAAUGGUCCCGCUUUCCCUGUGGAAGUGCAGCUGACUUCAAUCUUUUUCUUUCCCCAGAUGCCCUGAAUGGUGUGUUGACCCAGGGCAUUCUUUGGGGGCCAAGGUUUCUUGUAGCAGCUGCCAUCCCUGCUCUCCAAGAACAUUCCAGAGUGGGAGAACUUCUGGGUAUCUGGGAAAGAAAAUGGCGACCACCAGGAAAAGGAAAUGGAGGGGAGGUGGGAAACUCAUGAGCACUGGGGCCAAAUUGAAUGCAAUGAGUGGACAGUAAGAGGAACAUGAAUGCCCCAUAACGAAAACUGAAAUGAAAUGGAUCAUUAUUUAUUACACUAGUUUAUACACUGCUUAGCUUUUUUUUAAAGAAGUCAGAGCAGUGUACAACGUAAUACUACAAUCGACAUGAAAACAAUAUAAAUAGUGCAUGCAGCUAGGGUUGCACUUCAGGGAACAAAUGGGAAAAAAGCCUUAAGCGAGUGCCUGAAGCUUAACCCAGUUGGCAUUUGCCUGAUAUCACUAGGAAGUGAUCAGGCAGGAACAUACGAGGUAAAGCAGUCCCUGAGAUAACACGAUCCCAAGUUGUUGAGGGCUUUGUAUACUAACAAUGAACCUUGUUUGCUAGACAUCCUCACAGUACAGAGGAGCAUUGGCCUUGUUCAUAAGUGGGAUGGAAGACUGAGGAAGAUGAGGGAGCUGUUAGAGGGGUUUUUUCCUUUGGUGGCAGAUGACAGAAGCUAUGACACCACAAGACCGGUGUAAAACCAAAUCAAAUAAAGGUUUUAUUACAAAACAACAAACAACAAAGCAUGUGGGUGUUUUUCCUUGCAGGCAAAGUUCAAACUGCAACUUUUCCUGCUUUUGUAGUCAUGACCAGCUGUACCCAAUCUGCCCAGAGCUCACAGAAACAGUUCUUAAAGGUACAAACAUCUUUACUGUUUCUUUGCAGAAUGACUCCCAACAGGAGCUCCAUGCAGAGUCACGGUGGAUUUCACAGCUGUGACUUAGGAGGGCAGACUUCAAUGUGCAGUUGGGUUUCUGUAUUUGUCCUACUGGACUACGAACAUCAAAUUGCAUAGAAAAGUUGCUUUAGAAUAUUGGCUUUCAAACGCUCUUAACAGGGAGCCCUUUCUAUAUUGAUUUAUCUGACAAGGACCCCCUGCGUGAUUUGUUUUGCAUUUCUGUUCUUCGGCUUCCAGGAAUAUUUGGCAGUGAAUUAAAACUGCACACCAGCAAGAGAAAAAGUGUGCAUCGUGGGGGGAGGGGCGAACCCAACUAUAGACAUGUCUAACUUAUGUAUUCCCGUAGCUCCAAAGUCCCAGAAUCCCCUGCAAUGUGCAGAGGAUGUGAGUCUCAUGGCAGAUGCUCGAAUCAUGGCAAACGGGUCAGUGUGAAAAGUACUGUAUGCCCUGAAGGUAGAAAAUUAGAAAAACUCUGCUUAUACUGUAUGCUUCCUUUUGCUCUUUAUUCUAAUUAUUCCAUUGCAUUUCCUAUGCUUUAAAGCAAAUAAUUUUCUUAACUGGCAUUGUGUGCAUAGCGGAUGAGUUGUUGUUGUGGUUGUUGUUGUUUAUGAAACUUAUUAGUCACCUGUCACCUGAAUGUCUCCAAGUGACUUACUGUAAAGAAAAAUAUACAACUCAUAAUACCAUGGGGAAAGGGGGGGGGGGAAGAAUCAUGUAGUUGUAAGCCCUUGACAAUACACCUUUCAGUAAAAUAAGUGCUUGUAGCUCUUUGCUGUUUACCUCAUUCCCAACAGGCAUGAGUUCCAUUGGCGUGACUGUGCUUUUUAUACAAAGAGUAGUUGAGAGCAGUGUCACCUCACAGCUCCAAAAACUACCAAAUGUGGAAAUUCAUAUUCUUGGCAAAUGAUAACUUUCACAAAAAUGAUACUGUACUUAUUUUUCAUUUUCCCAAAAAACUAAUGGGCACUAAUACUGGCUCCUGACUCACCCCAUCCCAUUUUUGAGAGGGUUAAUUGGGCAAGAAAGGUUUGCUUUCUCCUUCAAAACCAAUGAAAUGCAAGUGUCUGUGUGGGUCCCCAAUGUCCCAGGGGGUAGUAGCUGGUGCUUGACAGGAAAUGAGGUUUAGCCAUUUCCUUUUUUUUUAAUACUUUUUAUUAAUUUUCCAACAUAAAUAUACAGUUUUAAUCCAAAUUUUCACAAAUUCCACACUUUUGGACUUCCUUCAACUUCUCUGACAAUCAUUCAUAUUGAGGUUUAGCCAUUUCCUGUCUUCCAUGACUAGAACUAACUGCAGAGUUUUGACUACUGGGAGUAGGGUAAAGUGCUACGGUUUAAGUAAUAAUUUUACUGAUUUAGGAAGCAUGAUCGACAACGAGGGUUGAGAGCCUAAGGCUAGGUAAUAAUGAAGUUAAAAUUCAGCUGCAUUCUGCAGAAUUUAGUUAGGUAGUUGAUGAGUAAGUAAAACCUCACUCAAGGUUAUUCUACUGGAUCUCAUUAUUUUCCUCAAUUCUUCCUACUUGCUGUAGCCAGCCUGGUGUCCUCCAGAUGUUGUGGACUACAACUCCCAUCAUCCUUGGCUGUUGGUGAUGCUUGCUGGGGCUGAUAGGAGUUGCCACCCGCAACAUCUGGAGAGCACCACAUUGGCUACGCCUGCGAGCAUCAAAUCAAGCCUCUUAAAGACAACCCAAGCUGAAAUAGCCCUCUCAAAAAAAACAAAAACCCCACAAUUCCCUAAAGUCUCAAUUGUUUUUUCUUUACAACAUUUGAGGUUGUCGUUGCAGAAUAUUUGCCAGACAUUGUGGUGCUUUGUGAAAGGUUCCUGCCGGUCGAAACUGGAUGCUGCGGCAGAUGGAACGAGAUGCGGUGAAAAUAAGGUAUCUGUCACAAGGAGAGACCAGGAUGGGAAAUUAUGACUCGGUACCCGACUUUCUUUAUGCUGCAAGAACACAAUACAAACAAAGUGUAUAUAAAACAUCUUUCAUUUGCUAUGUUUUGCAUUCGGUCACAUUCAUAUUGUUGCCUUUCACUCUGAAAGGCUAACCAUAUCAGAUGGUUUUUUCAUUAAGUUAUCAUCUUACAACUGCAUUUAUAUCCCCAAUCUGGAAGGCAAGGAAAUUGCCUUCUUUUCAAAUCAAUGCCAUCUCCUCCAGCAUCAGGGAGUUUGCAUGCCUAGCUCCUGCAGAUCAAAUGAAAGAUAUGCUUUUGGAGUUUCUCCAUAGCACUGACAGCUAGAUGACCUUCCUCUGAGCAAAGCAGAGCUGAGUCUCUAACCAAGCAACAUCCCAGUAGUUGGGAUAGUUCAUUAUUCUGAAAUGUGUCCUGUUUUUCCGGGUGCUUGAUUUGCAGCUCCCAUCACCUUCCCUAAUUCACGGACUCAUUACCUUAACAAGCUCCCUGCUUCUUCAGAAUACCCAAGGCUGCUCAGUGUCUCUAAGCAGGCUUAUGGCUCGGGACUGAUAGCAUGUCAUUUCUAUGGAGUGAUUCAGACAUAACGCCAAACCAGAAACACAGUUUGCUGUUGCACUGAAAUCCAGCAAAUGGUGGUUUGCUCAAACCUGGAUUAAACUGUGGCAGAGUAUUCUCAGGAUCUAGUUAUGUUUUCAUUGUACAUGUAAAUGUUAAUAAUAAUAAUAAUAAUAAUAAUAAUAAUUUAUUUAUUUAAGACAUGCAUACUGUUGUUUUUUUUAAUGGGGCAACUUCUGUCUUACCCUGAACUGUAGGACUAUGUGAUUUUGUUUUGUUUUGCAAAAGUCUUUAACACCAUUUUGCCUGAUGAAAACGUCUGAAGAAGGUACAUGUGACAUCAAAGACCUCCGGAUUUUUCAUUUUUUAAUGAAAUUUUCUUGUGCUAAUAAAGUAUAUGUACAGCAUAAGUUCAAACUUGGACAUAAUUGCUUUAAUUUAAAUAGAAAUAUAAUACAUCCCACCAUAGUAAGGAAGACUAUAACUAGGUGAUUCUGAUAUUGUGGGGUGAACUUUUUAUGAGCUCCCACUUCCUUUAACCCAAUUUGGACUAGACAACAUUUCACAUACAAGACUUCUCCAGACAGAGGACUGUUCUUUGUAAAGUUGACAGGUAAGCCCUCUACACAGGGGAAGGGUUUAACCUUUUGCUCUUGUGCCAAUUCCCAAGUGCAAAUCUGCACUCACCACCCCCAAAGCUGCUAUUGACUGUGGAGGGGGAGACUUAGAAGCACAAUGCAAGUUCCCUGUGCAAUUCAAAACAGCUCUGGCAGGGCGACUUAAACUGGGGAUUUGGUAGUGAGGCACAGAGCUAAACCCUUUCCCCCUGUACCCAGCCUCAGUCUGAAUUGGGCCCCUCUAUGCUGGCUUUGCAGGGGAAAAAAGUAAAAGUCUAGACUUAAGAGAUCUCUUGCUUCAUAUAUACAGCUGGCCCUGGCCUAGAAAGGUCUACAAUGUCAACUGAAAGUCACAAAAGCAGGAAGGUGAUCUCUCUUGUAACACCAGUCUCCAGCAAGCUACUAUGAAAGAAAUGUGUUGCAGUGUCAAUAGUGUGUUUGGGGUUUUUUUCUUGACCCAUUGUGUUUGCUGCUUUCUUGUCAAGUGGUGCUUUACGGGUGAAUGCAUAACCGUAGGCAAGAGCCCCGAAGCAGUGAACGGUGCAUGGGGUUUGUGGUCAUCGUGGUCGCACUGCACACGGACCUGUGGGGCUGGAAUCCAAACUGCGGAGAGACAGUGCACUAGCCCAGAGUAAGUCUCACACCUGGCGGUUUGCUUAAUGUUUGAUGUUUCAAAAUCUUGAAACCUAAGCAUCUUGGAUGUAGGGCCUUCUCGGUGGUGGCGCCCGCCCUGUGGAAUGCCCUCCCAUCAGAUGUCAAGGAAAUAAACAACUAUCUGACUUUUAGAAUACAUCUAAAGGCAGCCCUGUUUAGGGAAGUUUUUAAUGUGUGAUGUUUUAUUCUGUUUUUAAUCUGUUGGCAGCCGCCCAGAGUGGCUGGGGAAACGCAGCUGGAUGAGUGGGGUAUAAAUAAAAAAAUAUUAUUAAAAUUAUUAUUAUUCUAUCUAAAGCAAGGGUUGUUGUUGUUGUUGUUUAGUCGUGUCUGACUCUUCGUGACCCCAUGGACCAGAGCACGCCAGGCACUUCUUUCUUCCACUGCCUCCCGCAGUUUGGUCAAACUCAUGCUGGUAGCUUCGAGAACACUAUCCAACCAUCUCGUCCUCUGUCGUCCCCUUCUCUUUGUGCCCUCCAUCUUUCCCAACAUCAGGUUCUUUUCCAGGGAGUCUUCUCUUCUCAUGAGGUGGCCCAAGUAUUGGAGUCUCAGCUUCACGAUCUGUCCUUCCAGUGAGCACUCAGGGCUGAUUUCCUUCAGAAUGGAGAGGUUUGAUCUUCUUGCAGUCCAUGGGACUCUCAAGAGUCUCCUCCAGCACCAUAAUUCAAAAGCAUCAGUUCUUUGGCAAUCAGCCUUCUUUAUGGUCCAGCUCUCACUGCAAGGGUAGGCAGCCUUCAAACUUUGCAAGACCAGGGGCAGGUGUGGCUUUUCUGAAAAUGUGUCUGGAAGGCCCUAGGUUUACCAUCCCUGGAUUAGAGUGUCAGACUCAGACAUGGAAGGCCCAGGUUUAGAUCCACACACAGCAUUACUAACCCUCUUAGCUUAAUCUACCUCACAGGAUUGUUAUGAAGAUUAAAUAUGAGGAGGGAACCUACGAACGCCGCUGUGAGCUGCUUGAAGGAAAGGCAGGAUAUAAAUGUUGUUAAGUUGUGGGCGAACAUAUCAGACGACACAGCGAUUCUUCCAAAGCAGCUCUUUAUUUGUAAGCUGGAACAGAACUGAACUGAGGAGCUCAGUCAGCCUGCUUAUACAGAGCUCCACUAGAAUGCAACAGUAACCAUUUUCUGUAACUAUCCAAUCACUGAACGUCACUUUUGAUCCUUCAUUUGCAUAACUAUCUACAGUAUCCCCCUGCUGGCCCAGGGUGAGAACUUCAGUACAUAACAAAUGUAAUAAAUAAAUUCUUGUUUUCGAAACCCCUUUUGUCACUUCCAGGCCACAGUUUGGAGGGAAGUACUGCACAGGGGAGAGGAAGCGCUAUCGCAUGUGUAACAUCAAGCUGUGCCCCAGAGCCUCACCAAACUUCCGUCAAAUGCAGUGCAGUGAAUUUGAUACGGUUGCCUACAAAAAUAAGUUCUACACGUGGAUUCCGGUGUACAACACAGGUAAGGUUAAAUAAGUUGCACGAUGCCUGUUUAUUGAACUUUUGCUUUUUACCUGCGGGUUUCACUUUUGUUUUAAGCACUGUAUUAUUUUGAUUGACAGGUUGCUUUGCAGAUUGUAGUGUGAACCACUUUGUGAAAACCUAUGGUAAAAAGCGGUCUGCAAAAAAUUUGAAAAUAAAUGAAGAAAACAAUUUUUUAAAUACCUAUUAUUGAUAAUGAGUUUUUCACGUCAUCUGGUAAAGCUUUUACAUUUGGAUUUUGACCGUAAAACAUUUGGAUUUUAAUAGUAAAGCAUCAAAUGUUAAAAACUUCCCUAUACAGGGCUGCCUUGAGAUGUCUUUUAAAAGUCAGGUAGAUGUUUCUUUCCUUAGAGUUCCUAUGCCUAAUUUUUCUUUCGUUUGAUACCCAAUGGGGAACUGCACAUAGUUCUUCGGACUCCUGCUUUUAAGAGUUGUUAAUCUGGUCCUGAUCUGCACAGAUAAGGAAGACUUGCUAUCUGCAUCUGUGUAGCAGUAGAUCACCAUUUAAAUGAAAAGAGAUUAGUAUUGUCUCUCAAGUCCACAAUAUACACUGAAACCACUAUUAGUGUCUGCAUCUCAGAAUUUAUUCCAGAGUACUCUGCAAAGCACCAGGGUUCCACAGUGAAUUUACAUGCGUUCCUUUGUUGUUUAGUCGUUUAGUUGUGUCCGACUCUUCAUGACCCCCUGGACCAGAGCACGCCAGGCACUCCUGUCUUCCACUGCCUCCCGCAGUUUGGUCAAACUCAUGCUGGUAGCUUCGAGAACACUGUCCAACCAUCUCGUCCUCUGUUGUCCCCUUCUCCUUGCGCCCUCCAUCUUUCCCAACAUCAGGUUCUUUUCCAGGGAGUCUUCUCUUCUCAUGAGGUGGCCAGAGUAUUGGAGCAUCAUCUUCAGGAUCUGUCCUUCCAGUGAGCACUCAGGGCUGAUUUCCUUCAGAAUGGAGAGGUUUGAUCUUCUUGCAGUCCAUGGGACUCUCAAGAGUCUCCUCCAGCACCAUAAUUCAAAAGCAUCAAUUCUUUGGCGAUCAGCCUUCUUUAUGGUCCAGCUCUCACUUCCAUACAUCACUACUGGGAAAACCAUAGCUUUAACUAUACGGACCUUUGUUGGCAAGGUGAUGUCUCUGCUUUUUAAGAUGCUGACUUAGCAAAUAAGUAAAUUGAAAAGGUUCUCUGAAGCUGGAACUAGAGGGAAACUACUGCUCUGUUAAUUCUGAGAUCCAAGCACCUUGCAGAUAGUGCCUGCAGCAGUCACUCAAAAUUCCAAAUGUGUCCACACACCUAAAAAAAGGUUGAUCACCCCUGCCCUAUGAUCACUGAAUACUUUGCAUACAUCCCAACAUUUAAGUGUCUGAUUAAGUGAUUAGCUUCACUUUGUACUAGCAUUGGAUAGCCCAAGAAAUUGCUGGAUUUAAUUACAUUACACAUAUUGCCAUGCUGCUCUAACUUCUGUAUUGCAACUGCUGACACUUUGUUAAAAAGUACUUACUUAUCAGAGAAGAAAUGUCCCAAGAUUUUAUAUUACAGGCCUAGCCUCCCCUUCUUAAAAAAAUAAAUAUUAAUGCCUUGCGGGGAAACUGGGGAAAAAAGUAUUUUUUUGAGGAAGUUAUUGUAGCUGAAAGUUUGUUACUUUCACAGGAGGAAUGUUGAAGCAUUACGUAUUUGCAGGUGUUGAUUCAUUCAAAUAUGUGCAAUGUUUAAAGAAUGAUAAUUAAAGCUAAUUAUCAUGACAAUUAAAGCUAAUUAUCAUGACAAUUAAAGGUAAUCAUGACAAUUAAAGCUAAGCCCAGUCAAAGCCUGGAGUACCAGGUAACCUUCUCUGCAAUUCCUGAAGGAAGCAAGGGCAUAAUACCAGCAUGCCAAAUCCAUAUAAUUGUCUGUUGACUAGUGUUGAGGCUGAUCUAAAACACGCCCAGCCCGCUGACACAAAAAAGUCCAGUUUGUUUCCUGCUCUCUUCAGUGAUUUCCACCGCUGCUCUUCAAAGUGGGGAAAACAGGCAGCAGUUUUUUAAUUGUUUAGUCUGCUCCCGUCAGUAAUUGUCCUCCCACCACUUUCUUUUCUAUGUUUGAUUGCCACAAAAAUAAACCUCAUACACAUUGUAAAUGCCACACAUUUUCAUUUAAUAAGUACACUGCUGGGAAUGAACAGGAGGAGAUCGUUUCUGAAGGCGUUUACAGAAAUCUGUAAAUAUGGCAAGCUCUUGUUGCCAUUUUGGGAGCUGGCACAAUGCCUUCUUUAUCUAAAGUGGCUGGCACGGGGCUCAUCCAAACUUACCUUUUGCCCCACACAGGUCCGCACUUUCCCUAACCACAAUUUCUUUAUGUAUCCAAACACUUUCUUCUAUACUAUUUUCUCUUUUGCCCCACUGCUUUCUCCAGGAAAACCUGCUCUUCAACACCGAAUCAAAACAAACAGCAAUUCGGGUUUUCUGUGGGUUGCUAUUUGCUCCGAUUCAGCAGUAAAGAGCAGGUUUUCUCCAGGAAAGUGCCAGGGCAAAAAGAAAAGCACUCACACAGAGACCUGGAAAGCUCAGAUCUGCUCCUAGAAGUGUGGAGCAAAGGUAAGCAUGGGUGAGCCCUGGCAGUGACUCUCCACAGGCAGGGUUCUGUCCCAGCCCUACCCCAAAGUCAGUAGCCGGAGUCAGAAAUAGAACAGCAAUUUUUUUAAAACACUAGUGUCAGUGAAGUUAAUUCUUUAUUCAAAGAAACUAAGACAGUGUGAGCCUAGUGAGCACAGCAACCCUUCCCAGCAGGCCUUGCCCCAAUGAGACAGUUGCAAGGUCUGAAGGUCCCCACCUUCCCACCUCUCUCUAAGGCUCCUUCCCCCGUUCCUUCCCCAGCAGACUAAGGCUCCAUCAUCUUGUCUCUCUUUGCUCUGCCCUCUUCAUUCCUCUGUAUGUUUGGGGAGACCAAUGGAGAGGGGAGCUGGUCACAGCAGGAGGGGGAGGUUCCCUGGAUUCUUCAGCAGCCGGCCUCCACCCUGCCUCUUGACCUCCCUCUGAGUCUGGACUGCCCUCUGCCACAGCCUCUUCCUGCUCACUAAGCCCUGUCACUUCUUCUGCUUCUGACGCCUUCUCCUCCCAGUCUGCUCCCUCUUCUCCCUCUGACCACACAUUGUAAUCUAUCAGGGGCUGGUCUGAAUCAAAAGAUGGGGGUAUGCAAUGGCAGGAAGAUCAGCUUCUAACAGAAGAGGAGGGGGACUACCCCUCCCCAUUUCCAGAGUCCCACGUAGCAGAGAGACAGGCAGAUUCCGAGAUUGCACAGUUGAGACAGGAACUGCCCAGCUUUGAGAUAGUAGCUAAGCAACAGGAGGGAGGGACGCAGCCGGGCGAUAUAUCAAUCGAGAAUAGGGGAGGGGGCUCCCUGCUUCCCCCGAACUAGGAAGUAUGUAUCAGGAGCUCGUCCUACACUUGAGUAGGACCCUGGUAGAGACACAUGCCCGACUGGCAUGUUCUUUCCCUCCUGGUCAUUCAUUCAGGAGCUUCAAAAGCUUUCUUCAGCCCAAACAUCACAGCGCCCGAUGCCAACAGACAUCUGCACACUUAGGGAUGCAUGCAACCUUCUGCAUGCAAACCAAGAGCUCUGCCCCUGAACUCUGGACUAUGCAGGAUGAUUGUAGCAAUGGUCCUUCUAGAAUGUGCUGCUCUCAGAUUUCUGCCACAAGUGUCUCUUAAUGGGAGGCAGUGUCUUACUGUCACCUGUUGCCAACUUUUAACUUUUCGUUUUAUACUUGCACCGCAACCUUGCAGUUGUGUGUGUCUAUAGUAACUGAUAUAACUUUGGGGGUUUCCCUUCAGCUAAUCCUUGUGAGCUACAAUGCCGUCCUACGAACAACCACUUUUCAGAGAAAAUGCUUGACGCUGUCAUUGACGGUACACCUUGCUUUGAAGGAAACAACAGCAGAGACGUCUGUGUUAAUGGCAUGUGUAAGGUAUUGGGUAUGUUUCCUUCUUUGAACACUUCAUGGGACUACAGAUUUUCAGGCCCCAAAGGGCCAUCAGAGUCAUAGUCUUAAAUCCCUGUGCUGUUCUUUACGUUUGGGAUCAUUUUAAUAAGAGAUAUCCUCAAAACUCAUAUUCCAUGUUUUGAGGGUUGGCAAGAAGGUUGGUGAGGCCUAAGAGUUGGGGGCUGGUUAGAAUGGGGAAGAGGGUGGGGGGCUCAUGGAUACGGGGUUGAUAUUGGGGCUGCAUUCUGAAUUAACUGGGGUUUCCAAAUAAUCGACAAAGGCAGCAUUACACUAGUUUACCCUGCGUAUCCCAGAUUACUUGUUUGUUUACUAUUUGUACUUAUAGCCAGCCCUUCCCCAAAUGUUCCCAGAGUGGGUUACAAAGAUAAUAAAUAAUAAAAUAACACCACAAAGCAACCAAUAACAACAUAACAAAAUGGCACCACAAAACAGCAGUGCACAGCAACACAACAGGAGGACAAAUAGCCACUCAGCCAAAAGGCUAAGUCAAGAGAACAUGAUAUUGAUGUGUUUCCUGUUAGUCAGGAAUUUGAGAAAUAACCACUACUGUAAUAAACAGUUGGGUCUCUUUGCAAGUUUUCAGUGUGAACUGCCUUGAGCAGUAACAACACCGCAUGGUCAGUCCGCUUUUUCUUAUCCCAGAAAUCCAUCAGGGGCUAGAUUUGGUGGAAAUUGGCCUUCAGCAAUGGUAGUUACAAAAUAUUCCUAGGCGGGGCAUGAAAAGAGCUAUUCUCAUAUGAUCCCAGGCAACAGCUUUGAUAAUGACCCAGCUAAGCGAGUCUUUUUAUCAAUUGUCACUGCUGAGCCACUAUGACCUUUGAAGAUUCACUCAUCGCUACAGAUGAUGACUGCUCCAAGUCACAAGAAGAAAAGGUUCCAAUCUGUUUUCUCCCCAGUGAAGAUGCCCUGACACAUCUCUUUGGAAGGCUCUUCAUAGGGUAACACUAAUUUUGUUAUGUUUGGCACCGUUCUGGGGCGUUGUGCUUUGGAAAAUGUUCAAGAAGCCAAAAGCAUUUUUGUUCUAAUAGAAUUUCAAUAGCAGCUUGCUCAAGAUCCCUUGAAAUAAAUGAAUUUGAUAUUUGGGUGAGUCAAUAAGCCACAUAAACUAUUAAUCCAAGUUAAACUGGAUGGCUUUAAAAGAGGAUUGGGCAAAUUAAUGGAGGAUAACACUAACAUUGGCUGCUAGACAUGAUAUCUACACUCUGCCUCCACGGUCAGAGAAAGUCAUGCUUCUGAAUAACAGUCGCUGGAAGCCAUAGGAAGUUAGAAUGCUCUUGUGGUCUGGUCCUGGUUUCCCACAGACACCUGGCUGCCCACUGUGAGAACAGAAUACUGCACUAGAGGGCCACUGGCCUGAUCCAGCAGGCUCAUUCUAUGUUCUUACAAGAACCGAUUAGUCAAUAAAUACGAACCACUUGCAUUUGGCAGCCAACAGUAUCGGGGGCAUUGUUAAGCACAUGGAAACACUUGGGACACACAAGCCCAUAACACAGAUUUGUGAGUAUGUGUGCAUGAAUUUGGCCAUAUUUAUAGUUCCACAGGGACGCGGGUGGCGCUGUGGGUUAAACCACAGAGCAUAGGACCUGCUGAUCAGAAGGUUGGUGGUUCGAAUCCCUGCGACGGGGUGAGCUCCCGUUGCUCGGUCCCUGCUCCUGCCAACCUAGCAGUUCGAAAGCACGUCAAAGUGCAAGUAGAUAAAUAGGUACCGCUCUGGCGGGAAGGUAAACGGCGUUUCCGUGCGCUGCUCUGGUUUGCCAGAAGCGACUUAGUCAUGCUGGCCACAUGACCCGGAAGCUGUACGCCAGCUCCCUUGGCCAGUAAAGUGAGAUGAGCGUCGCAACCCCAGAGUCAGUCACGACUGGACCUAAUGGUCAGGGGUCCCUUUACUGUUACCUUUUUAUAGUUCCACAGGGUGGUUCUUAGUUUUCACAUAUAUAUAUGUAAGGGUCUUCCAAGAUGGCGUCUGUCGGCUGCCUCACACAAUGCCAGCUGAUUAAGAAGUUGCAAUUAGUUAUACAAGUGUCUUUGAGGUCCAUAAAAAUUGCCCUUUGGUGUCUGCUGCAGAACUGGUGAUUAAGAAGUGUCAGCGUUUUAAUGGGCAGAGCCAGUUGCUGAGCUCCAGGGAACAAAAGGACGUUUUGUCAAGUGUCAAAAGGAACGAUAAACGUGUUCCCUACUGAUAGUCAUUCAACCUGCCACAAAUGCAGUUUGAUAUCAUCAAGAUGUACAGAUAUGGAAAUGUUACAGCUGGAAAUGAAAACGCAUUCGGAAUACAGGUGGAGAUAUGGAGAGAUAGCAUAGAGCAGUAGUUUACCAUCCUUUUUCUUUUCUUUUCUUUUCUUCUGUUUAUGGCUCUUUUUGCAUCCCCUCAUGUUAUCCAUGUAGCUGGGGCAGAAAAAAACUGUUGUUACAGCUGAGCAGGGAGGAAAUCCUCUUUACCUUUUGUGAUGACUGCUUCAGGGCCAAACUAGAUGUCAUGUGUUUGUCACAUGUUUCGCUCCUGAAUGCAAUAUUUUUUCCCCACAGGGGUCGGGGGAGGGGGUCCAUAUCUGGACUCUGGUGGUGAGAUGGGGGGAAAGCAGUCUUAGGGGGGCUCCAUUCUAAUGAGGGAAAAUGACAUCAGAAUUCGCCUGCUGAAUCAGGCCAGUGGCCUAUCUAGUUUUCACAGUGACCAACCAGUCACUGUGAACAUAGUAAUCAUCAGUGCUUUUUUUCUAAAAAAAUGUUUAGGGGUACUCUCAGUUUCCUACUCAUAUAGAAAUACAGCCCCUCAAUGAGGCCAAACUUAGAUUUGCAAAUUGUUUAGGGGUAUGCUUAUCCCUAUGUGUCAGUACAACUUUCAACCCCAGAGUCGGCCACCAUUGGACCUAAUGUUCAGGGGUCCCUUUACCUUUACCUCCUGAAUUUUUUCCCAAUCCACAAUACCCUUUUUGAGCUGAGGUGACCUGAGCUAACGCCUCCCUCCUCUCCUCAGGCUAAGGUCCCAUCCCAAUCCAGAGCAGCAGCGCCCACUGCAUGCCAGCUAUAUGCGGAAGAAAAAUCUUGCACUGAAAUGCAAAUCAGAUGACCAUGAUAAUGUGUAAUUCUUCCUUAGUUACUGUCUUUAGAAGGCUACAGGUGAAGCCAUGUUUUGAGUAAAACUGGAGGGAGUCAAGGUUAGACUAGUGGGCUUCUUCCCUUGUAAGUGAAGCCUUGUUGCUCUGCAGCCUGGGAAGGUCAGCUGGAAUCUUAAGAUGUUUCAAAUUGGCUUUGACCUGCAGAAAAUGCCUGCCACAUGGACACACCUUAAGACAUGGGAACUGCAGAAUGAUGCAAAUAGCAAAAUAGUCUCUGGCAGGCAUUUGCUGAUUGGUUAGUGCUGAUCCCAUAAUGCAUGCAACCUAUCGUGUCUUCCUUCAGACCAUCGGUUGUGAUUAUGAGAUGGAUUCCAAUGCCACAGAAGAUCAAUGUGGAGUUUGCCUGGGAGAUGGAUCCUCUUGUCAGACUGUGAAGAUAGCCUUCAACCAAAGUGAAGGAGCAGGUGAAUAAUCCUCCCCCCCCCCCGCAGUGUUUUUCUGCAGCAAUUUCAAUGAGCAAUGAUGCUUGCUGACAAAACAUACUCUGAGACACUAAUACUCUGUCACCAAAGGAGAGAAAACGAACCUGUAGAAGGAAUUGGGGGAUGUGAAGCAAUACUGAACGCGAUAUCUCCUUUAUUAAGGAGGGCAUAUUGAAUCCACUUGGAUCAAUAGGGUGAUAAAUAUGAUUGCCAGGUUGCACAGGACUGGACUGCAUGACUCAGCCUCUUUGAGUAUGUAGGUACAAUUUCCAGAGGGGUAGCCAUGACAAUCUAUUACAGGGGAAAUUGCAGCCUUGGCACCAGGCUCAAGCUGCUAUCUGAUACCCAUUCACCUGAGAAUUCACCCCCUUGUGCCUUAAUUCUCAGCAGUCUGUGACUUAGUAUUAAGGCCUCUUCCUGUGUUGCUUGGACUGGGCUGCAAGCGGAUUUAUUGUGGCAUAAGCAUUGGUGGACUAUUUUGAGAAGUAGACGCUAGUCCGCAAUAGCUAAGGCCACGAUAAAUCUCUUCAUCUCUACAACAUCACGUUUUAUUAAUUUUUUUACCUUGUGAAAAGUUUCUUUUGCAUCUUUACAAGAACUUUCAGGUUUUUUCCUUUCAAGACCUUGGAGCGGGGGAAGAGAGAGAGAGAGCAGAAAUCUUGUGGCACUAUAGGAAAAAGCUUUUCUUCAAACCAGAAGCAUAUCUCUAUCUUUUGUUUAAUUUUCUAAGAUUAUGUUAGACUUUUAUUCUUGCCUGUGGUUACACGGAAAGGAGAGCCGAAUGUUAAUGAUUUCAAUUUUAUCAUGCUGGACACCUUGUUUUAUCUGUGAGUUUCUGGCAGCUUUAAAGUUCUGCAGAUCCAGCCUUGCUGUGUGAAUCCAUGUUGCGAUCACAGUCUGUACUUAGCCUUUAAAGACCUUGGCCAUAUUGAAGAUAAACCUCUGAGCCAAAGCUAUAUGUGCAGGCUCCCACUCAUUGCAAAUGUAGGUCUGAAAGGCUAUUCUGUCGGAAUGUCAUAAUAAGGUAAUAAUGGAGAUAAAUCAUUGAUCUAAAGCUGCCUGCAAAAUUUAGUACAUCUGCUCCUCUUUGAUAAUCCUUUCAUUUAAAAAAAACUGCUGGAGGAGCACCUUCUUCUCUACUUUCUAAUCAGCUGAAUCCUGCAGCAAAGGUUUUCUGCUGAGGACACAGUGUAUCUUGAUUUCACUAAGGCUUUCGACAAAGUCCACCAUGAUAUUCUUGCGGUGAUGCUGGUAAAAUGUAGGCUGGGCAAAUAACUCUUAUAGCUGGUUGACUGACCAAACCCAACGAGUGCUCACUUAAUGGUUCCUCAUCAUCCGGGGAAAAAGUGACAAGUAGGGUGCCGCAGAGUUCUGUUCUGGGUCCGUUGUUGUUCAACAUCUUUAUGAUGAAAGAAUUGAGAAACGUUUCAAAAAAGCUGUGCCUAGCUAAUCCCUCCGGUACAGCCCAUGAUUAACAGCACUGAGUCAAGCCAUUUUGCCAUCUCAGGCAAAGGACAAGAUGCCCUUGCCCUUUCAUGUACAGGAAUGGCAACUGAUUCUCACUUCAACACUAGGCUGGUAUGGGGAGUGAGACACAGACAGGAGCCAGCUUGCGGAGGCAGUGAAGUGGGUCUGGCUGAGGUGGCCAUUUCCCACAAUGUUCUGGGGUAGCAGCAGUAGCUGGGUAAGUAGUGAUCAUCAGUGGUGUAGCAUGGGUUGCCAGUGCCCGGGGCCACGCAGAGGAGGGGGUUGAGAGGAAGGGGAAUUCACACAGGAAUUCCACUUUCAGGAUGGGGCCCAAUGCAACAUGGCUGCAUUUCUAGACCUCCAACACCCACCCACCCCGCAGAGUGUCUUUUCCUUCAGAACUAUUUUCUUCAUUCAUAUGCAGAUUUCAUACUCAUGCAUUAUUUAUAAAAAACCACCUGAAAAGUGCAUUGCUUUGCAGGAAAAAAAAUGAUCUGGUUGAUACCCAGAAACUCAUCACAUCAAGCAAGAGGUUGCCGGGGGGGGGGCACUUGGAGGGGAGGGGGGGAGGAAAUGAAAGUGGGUGGGAUUAAAUUUAUGCUGCUUUAAUUAAGUAAUUAAUGGAUAUUCAUGCAAUUAAUCAACUAAGCCUUUUUUUAAAAAAUCAAGUGAUAGCGGAAAAAUUAGACUCAGUUGUUUCAGAGGCCUUUUCAGACAAAAUUUGUUCAAAAUAUUAAACCUGACUAGGCAAGAUAAGAAGUACCCAAUUAUGCUGCAAACCUCUAGCUGUGUACCUGGAAAUCAGACCUACCAAAUUCAAUAGGACAUGUGUGAUUAAUGUGCUACUAUGGAAUGUUCACAUCAGAUUUGUCCAAGGGCAGUAAUUUGGAAUUAAACCAUAAUUCAUUAAGUGUGCUGCUAAUUGUGGCUCUGUGAGGGAUGAACAAUAAUUCCCAGGAUUUUGGGUGAAAACUUGCAAUGUGUGUUAAAUGUGUUCUAACUGUAAGGCAUAGAUGUGACCUAGGCACAGUGCAUUAAUAUUCUGUUGUUAAAACUGGUGAAUGUUGCUUCUCCCCCCAUAGGGUAUGUUGAUAUUGGCCUAAUUCCAAAAGGCGCAAGGAACAUCAAGGUGCUGGAAGUGGCAGAAGCAGGGAAUUUCCUUGCGCUACGGAGUGAGGACCCGGGAAAGUAUUACCUAAAUGGAGGGUUUAUUAUCCAAUGGAAUGGAGACUACAAAGUGGCAGGAACGAUAUUUCAAUAUGGGAGAAAAGGCGACUUGGAAAACCUCACUGCCGCUGGACCCACGAAUGAAUCGUUGUGGCUACAGGUGGGGGAACGUGUCAUAUGUGCAAGUGGCUUUGGGAAAUUGCUGGGAGGUUUGGACUGGGCAGCUUUUAUGAAUCUGUGCCCUCUAAACAUUUUUGGACCCCUGUUCUCAUCAGCCCCAGCCAACAGGGGUCAGGGAGGGAGGAGAAAUUCUAAGACUUGAUUUCCAGACCCUUGAUCAUCUUGCCCUCCUCUGCACACACUCCAGCUUGCCAACAUCGUUCUUAAAUUGUGGUGCCCAGAAUUGGACACACUACUCCACAUGUUGUCUGGUCAAGGCAGAAUAGAGCGGUACUAUUACUUCCCUUGAUCUGGGCACUAGACUUCUUUCUGUUGAUGCAGCCUAGAAUAUCAUUAUCUUUUCUUGCUAGGACUCCUCUUCUCCAAGGUCUUUCCCAUGCAGUCUCAGAUGGCAUCUGCGUUCAACCACCCUCUGCUUUGCCUGUUUCAUUUCUCCAUGAGUUCUAGGAGACCAGGGGGAAAGGGAGCUGGUCACAGCAGGAGGGGGAGAUACCCUGGUUUCUUCUCCACUCUGCCUCUUGGCCACCCUCCCCUUAGCCUCUGGAGUCAGAGUCUGAACUGCUCUCGGCCACAGCCUCUUCCUGUUCAUUAAAGCCUGCCUCCUCACCUGCUGCCAUCACCUCCUCUCAGUCUGUUCUUUCUCCCUCUGACCACUCAUUGUCACCCCACCACCAACCCCCUGGCUCAGAGCCUUCUUCCCUCUUCCCCGAAGGCUUCCCUUGGGGUUUCCGUGGCUGGUACCUCCCGCCACUCCUCUGCAUCCAGCCAGUCCAUGGCCAAAAAUGAUGCCUUCUUCCAUCCCUAGUCAGGUAUGAUGGAAGAUGCAUUCUAGCAACACCUGGAAGGUGCUUUAGAACAUACCUAAGCUUUCUUGCUUUCUCCAUUUGUUUGGUUGGAACCGUUUUGUGACCAAAAUUGACAGUUGUUUCUUCUCAGCUCCUUUUUCAGGAAAAUAACCCUGGAGUGAAAUAUGAGUAUACUGUCCGUAAAGGCUGGAGCUCUGAGAAUGAUGUGGAAGAGCCAGAGUAUUUUUGGCGAUAUGGAAGCUGGACAAGUUGCAGUGUGACUUGUGGGAGAGGUAAGCAACAUUAGGGCUGCCAUCUUCCUCUCUCUGCUAACUGCUUUGGCAUUAAUUAUCUUAACAGCGUGUUUCAUCAAGGAACAAAUGGGUUCCUCACAAGCUGGCAAACUGAGUUUUAUUAACGCUUACUUUGAGCCACGUGCCCUGGGACAUGCUGAAUUUUUCAACUUCCAAAUUCCAGAAAAAAGAGGGGUGCUAACUAGUUGUCACAUGACUUGGGAAUCCAAAAGGCAUUUUGGUUAAAUUAAUAUAAUUUAGUUUGUCUUGGUAAGUAAAAUGUGUAUAAAAUUGCAGAGAAAUUAUUAAAAAUAAUUACCAGGAUGACCAGCAACCCAGCUCUAAAAUUCUUUGAAGCCAGACAUUGCCUCUGAAUGUAGCACGUGUCUCCUUCCUUUCUCGUAGGUUUCCAACAGCAGACGGCCCACUGUGUGAGAAAAGGGAGAGGUGUGGUGAAAAACUUGUUUUGUGAUCUCGAAACGCAGCCCAGUGGGAAACAAAAGAAAUGCAUGGAAAGGGACUGUCCACCAAGGUAGGGUGUGUGUGUGUGUAAUUUAGGGGAAUAUACUCAUGGGUAAUGAUGGCAACAAACAGCAGUCUGUCAGAAGAAAUGUAGACCAAACAACAUUAUGAUAGGUAGACAGACGAUAGAAGAAAGGACACAUUUUAAAAAGAACUGAUAAAACAGCUUCAGAAAUGAAUGACAUUAAACUGAUAGCAUAGUGAAUAAGAGAACAAUGUGUCAGCCAGCAUCCUCUGUCCCAAUUUCAUUUCAGCGACAGGCCUGCUAGGUAGACAGCCCUCUAAGGCAGGGAUGGAAGAACAUAUGGCUCUCCAGAGAUUGGGCUCCAUCAUUCCUGACCAUUGGCCGUACUAGCUUGUUGGGUGAUGGAAGUUGGAGCCCAACCAUGCCUGGAUGCUCACAGGUCCCCACCUCUGCUGUAAAGCAAACCACCAUCUCUCAGCUCCCGUUCUGUUUCUGCAACGCACCCUGCCUUAAGGAGCAGCUGUCAGUGAACACUCAGAAAAGGCACCAUUUAAGUGCUUGGUAUUAUCCAUCUUCUGUCAUAAUUCCCCAGGUGUCCACAAGGAAACACCUGUUGACUUACACCUGACCUAUCUCACUAGCCUGGGCAGGAGAGGUGUCGUCAGCCAGCUGAGAGGUUAACAGGUUGUGUUUGGGGAAGCUGUGAUGUGUUUUUAACACUCGAUUGGGAGCCGCCCAGAGUGGCUGGGGAAACUCAACCAGAUGGGCAGGGUAUAAAUAAAUUAUUAUUAUUAUUAUUAUUAUUAUUAUUAUUAUUAUUUCGCUGAGGAGAGAAGCACCUAUGGUCCCCACAGUAAGGGAAAAAAGGUCUUUCAGUGCACAGUGAUGGGCAGUUUUGACAACACUGGUCACUCGACAAACCCUCUCCGCCUGCUCUGUUAUUUACAGCAUGUUUGAACAUUGAAGGGUCUGAUUGGCAAAGCGAGUCAUGCGUCAGGUUUCCAUUUUGGUGUGCAUCUUGAUAGCAAUAAUAUCUAAAGAUUCCAGAGAAGAUAUGGCAUAUGUGAGUUUACGAAAAGGCCAACUCCUGAGACGCACGGCAGCUGUUUUAAAUUCUUGACUGAUGUGACGAACCUACCUAAAUGUGGGCCAUAUUAGAAGGGACACUAAAUAUGUGGUUUGCUGUUGCCUUUUACUUUUUAAUUGCCCGUAGGAGGUAUGGGGGGACUUUAAUUGGGACAAUGGUGCACGGGGACUUUAAAAACAACAACACUUUCCUCCUUCCCCUGCUGUGGUCUUGAUGAAAAUCACACCUCCAUCACUACUUUUAGUCUCAGUGUGCUAUCAGCCUCAGCUGCAACCAAAAUGAACACUUUCCUCCUGGAGCUCAGAGGAGAUUUCCAUGAGUGGGUGCGAAUGAGAAUUCCUCUUCUUGCCCCCUGCUAUUAGCAAUUAUGAAACAAAAGCUGCAAGAGCAAAGACGCAUUUAGCAUCAUUUCACAAACCCCAUUGAAUUUCAAUGGUCAGUGAAUAUAGGAUUGCUACCUGAAAUCUAUUGGUUUGGGGAUCACUCAAGAAAUCAACAUUUAACCAUGCUAGCAGGUGGCAUUGGGACGCAGGCGGCGCUGUGGAUUAAACCACAGAGCCUAGGACUUGCCGAUCAGAAGGUCAGUGGCUCGAAUCCCUGCGACGGGGUGAGCUCCCAUUGCUCGGUCCCUGCUCCUGCCAACCUAGCAGUUCGAAAGCAUGUCAAAGUGCAAGUAGAUAAAUAGGUACCGCUCCGGCGGGAAGGUAAAUGGUGUUUCCAUGCGCUGCUCUGGUUUGCUAGAAGCGGCUUAGUCAUGCUGGCCACAUGACCCGGAAGCUGUACGCCGGCUCCCUCGGCCAAUAAAGCGAGAUGAGCGCCGCAACUCCAGAGUCGGUCACGACUGGACCUAAUGGUCAGGGGUCCCUUUACCUUUACCUUUUAGCAGGUGGCAUGUUUUGAACUUUGGCAUAAUGUUGAGCCCAGAAGUGGCUUCUUUAGCUGAGAACAUUCCUCCUAACUAACCUUGCUUUGCAUAUGUCAGCAAUUGAUUUUAUGACAUAUCCCGCUGAUUUUCCAGUUGAAACGCUGAUAAUCAGUUAGGGAAAUUGGCACUUUUCAUGCCUCCUUAGAAGCUGUGCAUACCAGUGUGACCUGAAGAGAAAUGACCGCUGGAAGGAGUGUAGAGAGAAAAAACUCACUGCUGCAUCUGCACCAGCAAAACCAGACACCUUCAUCUCCCCCAGCUGCAAUAAAACAUGUCUCUCCUGUACUGGUCUCUACAGCAGAUGCUGUAACUCUCCAAUGGCUUGACUUUACCCUCAAUGGCACACCCUUCCAUCUUCUCCCGAGAUAUAUCAAUGCUGACAAUAAUAAGCAGUAACAUCUCAGCAGGGUGAUGUCUUUGACACCCCAUGUAAAUAAUUUAUUAAAGUAUCUGAACCACACAAUGCAAUGAUUCCUCAGGUCUAAUUACUGGGAAGCCAGCUGACAGCAUAAUCCGAUCUGAUAACUAAUGGCCUCUCUUAAUAUCUGAGCAUAAACCAGAGGCUCAGAGGAAUUUUGUGGUUAGAUUAAAAAGAGUGCUAGAGUCACCAAGGAAACUACAUGUUUGCUCAGAAGUAAGCCCCACUAAAUUAAAUCAGAUUCAUUCCCAAGUCUCAGCCUACUGGAUCUUUUGACCCUCAAUUUUCAGUGAAUGGGGCUUGUGUGGCAACGCAGUUCCCUUUCACUGGUUCCAUUUGGGAUGUGAAGUAUAACAUUUGUGGGCCCAUGGGGGGAUGCACAGGCAGCAAAUGAAUCCCGGGAGAGAUGUGUUGGGUUCAGAUUAGGUCACAGCCAUAUGGUUUACAGACAAAAUAGGUUUGGCAUAGGCAUUGGACAUGUAUCCCACAAUCAACCAACCUACCUGCUGGUUGAUAGACAGUUGUGGCUGACCAUAGGUGUCCCCCAUGGAACAAACCACUUCCAGCAGACUCCAGUGGCAGGGGGUGCUGUAGCCCUUCAGCCCCCAAGCUGGACAUGAAGCAUCACUUCCCAAUAUACCUUAAGGGGAUACCCCUAUGGAACAGGCAGUGAGCUUUCCCGCUAUCUAUCCCCACUAAGAAAGUAAUGUAAUUAUAUACAUACUAUUCACAGACUAAAAAUCCCCCAACAAUAGCAAAUACUGCUGCUGCUAUUACUACUAUUACUACUACUACUACUACUACUACUACUACACAGAGCCUAGGGCUUGCCGAUCAGAAGGUCGGCGGUUUGAAUCCCCGCAACAGGGUGAGCUCCCGUUGCUCAGUCCCUGCUCCUGCCAACAUAGCAGUUCUAAAGCAUGUCAAAGUGCAAGUAGAUAAAUAGGUACCGCUCUGGCGGGAAGGUAAACGGCGUUUCCGUGCGCUGCUCUGGUUGCCAGAAGCGGCUUAGUCAUGCUGGCCACAUGAGCCAGAAGCUGUCUGCAGACAAACACUGGCUCCCUUGGCCUAUAGAGCGAGAUGAGCACCGCAACCCCAGAGUCAUCCGCGACUGGACCUAACGGUCCGGGGUACCUUUACCUUUACUACUACUACUACUAUUAUUAAUCUGAUUUCCUUUCCAGAUCUGUGAUGAACACAGAAAUUGUGGUAAUUUCCACUCCGGUUUCCAUUUCUAAUGGCAUUCUCCAGUGUCCCUAAUUGCUUGGCAGAAAACAUAAUCUAAGUCGCCUCUGUCCUUUUUGAUCAAUUUAUUAAGAAACUGCUUCUUCCCCUUUGCUGUGCAUUGAUAUUUAGCAAUGCCGUGGGCUGGGGAAAUCAAUAUGUAAUUUCCCAAAGGUGUUUGCUUUUGAACAAAUAAGUGAAAAUCUAAGAUUUCAGACGAAGGUCAGUACUGUCACUGUUUUCUAGCAAUGCUACUCCUAUCCUCUGGACAUGUAAUUGGCAACGGCAGAUGUGCAGUCAGUGGGGAUUAAAGGGCUUACCAGCUCCAAGUUAAUAUAUGGGGAGGAUUAUGUAGGCUUCCUAGAAAAUGUCAAAGGUGUAGACUACAGUAAUUAAACAAGUAUGCAAAGGACCACCUUUUGUUUCCCAUCACCAGCUGUCCAUCAUUCAGAAAUUGUUUGUCCAAGUGAGACAGAGAGUUUGUUAAUACGUAAGUUUCUAAACAUUGGUUUUCUUUUCUCUGAAGGUUUUUUUUGAAAAUAGAAGCACAGAAACAGAAAACAUAACUGGGCACUUCCUCCCAAUUAAUCAGACACCAGGUCCUCUUCAAAGCAGCUCUUCUGUCAUAUAGGACGAGGACUGUAGCCUGACUCGCAAACUGAUGUAGUGCUGAAGUCUUGCACUAGCAAAUUGGUGCAAACACACACACUGGGUUGUGCUUUGCAUGCCAUUUUCAGAAUGUGUUAGAGGAGGCAUACAACCUCCAUUCUGAAUAGCAACCAUCCAUGCAGAAGUAAUCAUGGGAGUUUGUUUGAUACAUAACGGAGGGGAGGGGAGUUCCAAAGGGUAGAUGCCACUAUGCUAAAGGCCCGUUUCCUAAAUUGCAUAUCACAUACUUCCUGUUGCGAUGGUAUCUACAGGAGGCCCUCUCUUGCAGAUCUGCAGCGAUCAGAUGCAUGUAUAAUGGUUGCAAUGACCUUCUAAUGUUGGUUCUUGGGUUGUUUAUAGGAAAUAUUUCUGUACCACCACAUUGUGUAACAUCAAGGUGGUGUACAACUAUUAAGCAUACAGCAUCCUUAAAAACAAUUCAGGUCAUCAUUAAAGUGGCUGGCUAAUUAAUUGAAACAGCUGCAAAGGCUUGUUGGCAUAAGAAGUUCUUCUAGAGAGGCCCCAAAGUCAAAAGUAGUGAUGCCUUUACAGGAAGAGUGUUCCAUAUCAUGGGACCUGUGAUGCUAAACGCCUGACUUCUAGUGGAGGCCAGCUGGCCGCUGUAACUCUCUGUAAUUAGAUCUUUGCUCCCAGCUCUAAAAUGGGUAUAAUAAGGGUCUGUUUCCAGGUGUGGUUAUUGUGAGUGUGAACACGAUAAAGGUAAAGCUAAAGGGACCCCUGACCAUUAGGUCCAGUCAUGGCCGAUUCUGGGGUUGCAGUGCUCAUCUCACUUUAUUGGCCAAGGGAGCCGGGUCAUGUGGCCAGCAUGACUAAGCCACUUCUGGCAAACCAGAGCAGUGCACGGAAACGCCGUUUACCUUCCCACCGGAGUGGUACCUAUUUAUCUACUUGCACUUUGAUGUGCUUUUGAACUGCUAGGUUGGCAGGAGCAGGGACCGAGCAACAGGAGCUCACCCUGUCGCGGGGAUUUGAACCGCUGACCUUCUGAUCGGCAAGCCCUAGGCUCUGUGGUUUAACCCACAGCGCCAAAGUCACAAAUAAAAUAUGCUAUGUGCAUGAUAGACAAUAAUGAAAUCCAGGCAACUCAUGUUUUAGGUGCAACCGAUAUGUGCGCAAUUGUGAUCCUGCACAAAUCGGGGUUGCCUGUACUUUUGCUGAGCUGAUAUGCAGAUUCCCAUAACCCAGAGGAGGAAAAAUUGCAAGCCUGGAACGUAACAUUUAAGCGAUAUACUCUUCUCAAAGUUUCCUUUGUAUUACUAACGUUCAUUCUCUGGUUUAGCAUGCAUGCCCUUUUUGAUGUUCCCCAAUUCUUUUUGUUUUGCUCUGAAGAUGGUGGGCAGGAGAAUGGCAGAAGUGUUCAACCUCCUGUGGCCCAACAGGAGAAAAGAAACGGACCGUCCUUUGCAUCCAGACAGUGGGAUUGGAUGAGCAAGCUUUGCCUGUUGAGAAGUGCAAACAUCUGCUGAAACCAAAGACUUACCUUUCAUGUAACAGAGAUGUCCUGUGCCCAUCAGACUGGACAGUAAGCAACUGGACUGAGGUACGUUCACAACACACUGUAGUUGUAUGCGUUACAUGCUCAGACCUCGGUCUUUUCUUAAAGAGCUCAGAGCAGCGUACAUAUCCCAGUGAUGCCUCAUUCUUGGCACAGCUUCAGCAAAAGGAAUGCAUCGUGUGCCUUCCAGACCAUUCUCAUGGCCUAUGAAAAGACCUAUUUGUCUAUUUCCCUUGAACAGUGGUAUGAACGAACAAGCCACAAAGUCUUCCAUUAACCAUUGUUUCCCAUUUUCCCUAAACCAGGAAACUGUGGUUACCCUUUCUGGAACAAUCCAAGAUAUUACACCAUGUUUUGAAGCUGAUUUGAUAUCUUUGUUUGUUCCAAAGCAGAUAGCUCCAAUUUCCCAGUUUGGAGGAAAUGGGGAAACUGCUGUUAAACCAGCCAGGUGAGGGGGGUGAGUAAAAGGCUUGAUCAUUAUCUUGACUCAUUAAGAUGAGAUGUAACUUUCCGAAUGAACUCACAGAAAGUCUUGGCAGUUGUGGUUAAUGGAAAACUUUCUGUUGCCUCCUGCCCUAUAGAAUAAAUAAAAAAGUAAGUAAAAUUAAAACUCUAUGGUUAUAAGAACCGUUUACUUCCCCUUGACUGUGGAAUGUCAGAUUUUGCAGGCUCCCAUCAUUACAAAAUCUUGGUUUGAUUUUGCUGUGGUUUGUUACUAGCAGGUGCAUAGCAGGUGUGUUGCUUCUGCCCUCAGUACCUUCAAGCUGUUUUCUCCCGCCCUCCUGCAAAGAAUUAAACUGAAGGAUGAGAUUGGAUUUGUGUACCAAAAUUCCUCUGUUGCCCAUUUUGUAUGCCCCAUCAACUCCCUCUGCUUUCUGUAUAAAUGAAAACGUGACGCUACUGUUAAUUGAAUUAAACAUGGGUUUGGUUUCAGCUAAUUUUGUUGAUGAAGCAUAAAGCCUGUAUGAAUUACUGUACUCUGUUUUCAACAGAGUCCCAGUUGUCUGUGGGGCAGGUUUGCAUAUGAAGCGACAGUUUGUGUCUGCUAAAAAGUAGUGCAACCUGCCCCACCCCCCCAGAGCAGCAUAGACAAGAUAGCAGAAUGGACACCAAAGAUCAUAGGGGUUGCUGGGCAAAUUAAAAUCCUCCUUCAUUAUGGAAUGUUUUGUUUUUCAAUGUGGCGAAUGAAAAGACAGAUAACGGCUUAUUUACAAGCUUAGUGCGGUCUGCAUGUGGAGCUGUCUGAGACUGUGGCACUUUUUCUCUCUUUUUAAAUUUCUUUUAUUGAAACUUUUCAACAUGCAAUACAAUAAAAGCCAAACUAAUCUAAAUAAAAAGGGGGGGGAGAAAAAACAUAAUAUGUACAGUGGUACCUCUGGUUGCGAAUAGGAUCCGUUCCAGAGGCCCGUUCGCAACAUGAAAAGCCCGCAACCUGAAGCGCCGUAUCUGCGCAGGUGCGCAGCGUGAUUUGGUGCUUGUGCGCAUGCACAAAGCGUGAUUUAGCACUACUGUGCAUGUGCAAGCAGCAAAACCCGGAAGUAACCCUUUCUGGUACUUCUGGGUCACCGCGGGACGCAUGCUGAAAAAACGUAACAUGAAGCAAACGUAACUUGAGGUAUGACUGUAUAACAAACACGCAAGAAAGACAACACAGAAAAAGCAGAAGAAUAAAAAGUAACAAAGUCCUCUAUCCGAGGUGCAUCUUUGUUAAAGUUUGUGGGUCGUAAAUCCUUUGACCCACUGAGUCUGCUGCAACGGCCCUGCAAUAAAUUUGAUUUAUUGCCACUCUGACAAACUCCAAUGGUGCCCAUACUCUUCCUUUUUAAAAUAAUUUUUAUUAACAGGCCAAUCACAUCACAUUGUUCAAAUCACAUUGGUUCCAAAUUAUACAGCCAAAUUUUAAAUUUUUUGGGGGGGUACCCAUAUAUCAAGCUCCGCACGAGUCCAAAAUUCCGGAUAAGUCCAGACAUCACUUAUUUUACUGCAUUAAUUAAUCAGUCCUAUCCAGUUCACUCCGGAUAGUCCUUUAUUAUUUUUCUUCAUCUUGUUGUAGUCGUACAUUCCUUUCUUUGCAAUCUCUGAUGAUUCUCACAAGCAGACUGAAAGCUGGCUUCUCUGUGUGGGUUUUAUACUCUUCAGAAGCUAUAUCAGCCCAGGACAGCCUCUGUUUGACACCUCCGUAGACAAAAUUAAUCUUCAAUUUGUCCUUUGUUUUUCCAGGCAGGCCAAAUAAAUCAAAUAGAUCAGGGGGCUCUGUCAGGUCAAACUUUCGAUUCCGUACUCCUUCUCUUUCCGACACCUGAUUCUCCUCCCCCUUCUCUCUCUCUCCGGCAGCCUGUCUUGGCGAGACGCCAUUUUUUAACUGCGUCCUCACCGUUCAUCAAUCUUCUCUCCUAUUGUAUUCCACCUCCCACACAGUUCUUAAAAUCCUGCUUAGUGCCCAUACGCUUCCACUCUGGGCGCUGCCACUCUUCUAAGUUGCCGGAUAAGAGCAGAGUUCACACGCAGCGUAAAAUGGCUUCUCUGUGUCUUUGUGGUGUCUUCAAUAACUAAGCUCGACACCAGUGCUUCUAUUCUAUAACUCUUUAUUUAGAAGCAUAACAAACAGAAAAGAAAGCCUACAGAAUCUAGCUGCAUGCUUGCAGCUUUCUGCCUCUAACAAAAACGAGACUACCUUGCUCACAUUCUCGGACAGACUGCUCUCCAGAGAGAGCUCAGCCCCCACAGACCACAGAUCAAAGGAAAAUGCCGGGUCAUGUGGGCAAUGCACCCAGUGAAUCAGAAAGCUUCCUGGAGUGUUAACUCUUAACUGUCCAGAACCACAACAUCUUAACCCUUGCCCCCCACAAAAGGUGGUGGACCUUCCCAGCUCUCACCGGAGAGCUUCCCUUUCUUCUCCCAGCCUCCCACCCUAGGAGAUCUUCCUUUCCCUGCCUCUCACGAAGGGUCCUUCAUCAUCUGUCCAUCACCUUCCUGUGUGGAACCUCAUUAACUGAGUAGAGGGCAUCAAAAAAACAGAACAAAACGUGAGUAUAUGUAGAGUUAACAGAAGGGGGGGGGAGCUAGAAAUCAAAUCAAAUAAGAAUAAGAAUAAAGAUAGAAGAUAGAAAUAAGGAGGACUUCCAGUUCUUCAACUACCAAGUAUGUAAAUAAAGAUUAUUAUUCAAUCCCAGGCAUCUUAAGUUCCUUCAUUCUUCUUGCCACACAAAAAGUCUCUUCGGUUGUUACUCUCUCUAAAGGUCAAGCAUAGUCUUCUUUCUCAAAGGGUUGUAGACACAAGACCAAAUACAGCCACUGAACUGCUUACGGGUGUCAGGACCGGCUGGGUCUGUGCAAGUAUGCAUGUAUGCAAGUGUACAAGGUGAGAUUUGGGUGAGAUAUCUGAAGAAAUGUUAUUUAUUUUGCAGUGCACGGUGACCUGUGGUGGAGGUAUACGGACUCGUAACAUCACCUGUACCAAGAACAAUGGAGAACCAUGUGAUAUUUCAAAGAGACCCCAUUCUAAAGCUCUGUGCGGCCUCCAGCAGUGUCCAUACUCCAGAAGAUUGCUGAUACCUAAUUUCAAACUGCAUGGUGGAAAGAUAAUCAGGAGAACUGGAACAGAUCCCAGAAAAGGCCCUGGGGUCAACUGGCCAACUACCAAACCAAGCCCAAGAAUCCUUACCACAACAAAAGGACUUGAGCCCAGAAAUGUUACUUUGAUGCCUACAUCCUUAAGCUUUGCAAACUCUUCCCAAAAAGAAAACUGGGGUGUAAAAACAUUACAAAGUAAUUCCAGUGGGUCAGACAUUCCUAAAAAUUAUUCCUACGUAUUUAGUGAAGGCAGCUUGCUGCAAAAUAGUACUUUCAGGCCUGUUACAAAUAAUUCAGAUGUUUUGAAUUCUACAAAUGUGGAGAACGUAUCCCCCAUAAAACCAUACAAUUAUUCAGACAUUGACUUUAUAAACAGGGACUCCUUUACCACUAAUCCCAAGUCGUUGGCUGUAACCCCCAGGUAUUUAAUGGAAGAAUCUAGUACAGUGUCUAACGGUACAGAUGGAGAAACAAAAAAUAAAUCCCAGAGCAAAUGGCCAAUGAAAAGUUCUCCUACUACCAUCACUGAUGGUAAUACAUCAAGCAACUUGCCGACAGAUUAUCACGCAGACAGUUUUAGACACAUUUCUGUUACUCCGGUAGCAGAGGUAGGAAUUUCCAUGACAACAAUAGGUCUUGGAGGCCUUAUUGUUCAAAUAAAUACACCUGAAAAUACAACAGCAGAUCCUAUCACAGUACAACCAGCGGUGUUAAAUGAUACUUCAAGAGACAAGUCUGCAAAUAGAAUGAAACCAACAUCCUCUGUGGAUGAGGCACCUACUUAUGCCACAGAAGGUCCAUUUCUGCAGGAUACUGACAUGCCAAAGACCUGGGAUGAAGCUUCCAAGAGAAUUUUGUUGAAUGACUCUGAGUCAGAACAUCCAAUGGAGUCCAGGAACUCACCCGAUGAUGCCACCUGGUUGGUGGGGAACUGGAGUGAGGUGAGUCUUGAGAUUUCAUCCUGUUGACUAUAGUCACUUCACUGCCACCUUUAUUAUUAUUUCAGCUGCAUUCCUAAUGAAAGCAAUUUUCUAUGCACAGUGUCUAUAAACCAGCCUUUAAAGGCAGAGGGCCUUCUCGGUGGUGGCGCCUGCCCUGUGGAACGCCGUCCCAUCAGAUGUCAAGGAAAUAAACAACUAUCUGACUUUUAGAAGACAUCUGAAGGCAGCCCUGUUUAGGGAAGUUUUUAAUGUUUGGUGUUUUAUUGUAUUUUUAAUAUUUUGUUGGAAGCCACCCAGAGUGGCUGGGGAAACCCAGCCAGAUGGGUGGGGUAUAAAUAAUAAAUUAUUACUAUUACUGUCAUCAUCAUCAUCAUUUGGGCUUCUGCAGGCCCAUUUUAUCAUUCAUUCAAGAUGUGGUUGAACUGAUAGAAAUGUGAGGAGGCCGUGGUUUCAUACAGCAGCAAUUAAAUCCCGAGGCAUAAAUGAGUUGCUCUGCUUCAGGUGUGGGGAACCCUUUGCCCUUCUGCUGUUGCUGAACUACAACUUCCAUGAUCCCUAGCCACUGGCCAUGCUUGAUGGGAGCUGUGAUCGCUCACCUGCAAUUUUUCUCAUAUUGACUGUUUUGCACCAGCCAGCCAAUUCUUUGGCUACCAGCUUUUAGCUAUGUAUUUUGUUUUGUGGUAUGUACCAUAAGCAGCUGGGGAGUGCGAUGAAAUGAGCUUCUUUUCCCAUUUACUCUCUGCUUUCCUGGGCUCCAGAUGAAGUGCUAGAUUUGCAUAGUUACAGGUAGGUAGCCGUGUUGGUCUGCUCUAAAGGUAAAGGUAAAGGGACCCCUGACCGUUAGGUCCUGUCGUGACCGACUCUGGGGUUGCAGCACUCAUCUCGCUUUAUUGGCUGAGGGAGCCGGCGUACAGCUUCCGGGUCAUGUGGCCAGCAUGACUAAGCCGCUUCUGGCGAACCAGAGCAGCGCAUGGAAACGCCGUUUACCUUCCCGCCGCAGCGGUACCUAUUUAUCUACUUGCACUUUGACUUGCUUUCGAACUUCUAGGUUGGCAGGAGCAGGGACCGAGCAACGGGAGCUCACCCCAUCGUGGGGAUUCGAACCGCUGACCUUCUGAUCAGCAAGUCCUAGGCUCCGUGGUUUAACCCACAGCGCCACCCAUGUCCCUGGUCUGCUCUAGUCGAAACAAAAUUUUAAAAAUCCUUCCAGUAGCGCCUUAGAGACCAACUAAGUUUGUUAUUGGUAUGAUCACACAAAAGCUCAUACCAAUAACAAGCUUAGUUGGUCUCUAAGGUGCUACUGGAAGAAAUUUUUUUAUCUUGCUAGAUUUGCAUCUUAGCAAUGCGAUUAAAAACAUCAAGUCUCAAAAGCCCUUUAUUUCUGUUUUGUUUUUGCAGUGCUCCACCACGUGUGGUGUGGGGGCUUUUUGGAGAGUGGUGGAAUGCAACACCAAGAAUGAAUCCGAUUGCCGGCACGUGAGAAAGCCUGAUCCGGCGAGGAGGUGUUACGUCCGCCCAUGUGCCCAGUGGAAAGCAGAGGACUGGAGCAAAGUAAUGGGGCUUUGGAAAUGAGUCUUUCCAGUUUCCAGAGUCUUUAAAAAUUAUUAUGAUGUUAGCUAAUCUGGCUUUUAGAACUGGAAGGGGCUUCAAGGUGGGAAACUCUCAUUCAGAGAACCGAAAUUGCUGAAAAGUGCCUGGUUGUGUGGUGCUCUUUGCUAAAAGCAUUACCAAAAACCAGCAAGUAAUUUUGUGCAAAUCCAUAUUGCAGCCUUGCUUUAUCCCAGACAAAUCCCAGCUUUUUGGGGCCAACGUGACUGAUGCUUAUAUCAUUAAGGAAGAAAGUGGAAAGGGAGGCUUAAUCAAAAAAGAUUGCAGGUCAGGAUCAUGAAUCCAAUUACGCAUCUAAUUUUGAUACAGAUGCUUUUCUGUAACAGCAGCCCCCAUCAUACCAAUUAUUUUUAAAUGGACUCACUUUCUUAUGAGCCAAAAAUGUUUUUAUGAAAAAAAUACAAUUUUCUUGAUUAUUCAAAUUGCAGCUGUUUUUCUCAUCAUAAAACAUUGCUUAUUAUUAUUAUUCCAGGAAGCUGGUCAAAGGCACUAUCUGAUUAUGACAAGCCAGGAAUAUUAAGUGUGGAAACUUAGGUAGUCUACUUUCUGAGGCAGGAUCAGUGUUGUUGAAAGAACUGAAAAGUUUCCCUUCCUCGGUCCUUGAUCUAAGUUUUGGGCCCAGUAUCAUAUUUUCCUUUUUCAGUCUCACAGAGGUGGGGGCUGGAUAAAAAUCCAAUGGGAAGAGAGAUAUUGCCCAGAACAUUUUUUUAGAGGAAGUUGCCUUUCAUAUGAAAUAAUAAAACAAUGAACAGGGUGGUGAUACAAUGACUACUGCAAUCGUAGUCUAUUGCGUCUGCAAUUGUUUAAGAUAAAACCUAUUGGGGGAAGAAACUACCGUAUUUUUCUGUGUAUAAGACUAUGUUUUUCCUCAUUUUUUUAAAGUUUGAAAUUGAGGGUCGUCUUAUACACGGCAUAUUUAAAAUAUUUAUUUCUUAAUUUUGGGCUCAAAAAAUAGAGGUCAUUCUAUACAUGGGGGCAUUUUAUAGACAAAAAAUACGGUGCUUUUGCCAUUUUUAUGGACGUUUAUUGUUUUAUUUUAGGGGCGUUUAUUAUCGCCAGUGCAAAUAGAUAAAUAGGUGCCGCUGCGGCGGGAAGGUAAACAACGUUUCCAUGUGCUCUGGUUUCCGUCACGGUGUCCCAUUGUGCCAGAGGCAGUUUAGUCAUGCUGGCCACAUAACCCGGAAAGCUGUCUGUGGACAAACGCCGGCUCCCUCGGCCUGAAAGCGGCAUGAGCACCACAACCCCAUAGUCAUCUUUGACCAGACUUAAUGGUCCAGGGGUCCUUUAUCUUUUACAUUACUCCUGAUAGUGUGGGAAACCCACUGCAUAUUCCAUUGUAGCUUACAGUAGAAGAGCAAUGGCUGGAUAUUCCUAGAAGCUGCCUGUCCGGCAGCAGCCUGCGAGAAGGUAACUGGCCCAAGUUCACUUGGGUAACUUCAUGCAACUUCAUGCCAAUUGGGGAUUUUUAAUAUUUCUCAUGGGAAGGGCUGCACUGCUUACCUGGCUUCCUGACACUGCCUGUUAUUGAGAUGUGCCCACCAUUGUGCCAGCACUGCGCUGCCCUCUCUGCUACUUCACCCUGUCGGUAAGCAGCAGCGACCCCAGCAUUGGGAAACCAGGAAAGCAGAACAAUUGCUACUGGAUUUGGACCUAGAUUUCCCUGCACUUCCUCCAUCACACUAGGCCUGUAGAGCAGUUGCCCGCAGAUCCCUGCCAGGGCUCUCUGACACUGCAGAGACCAUCUCCUUCUUGUCCGUCUUUCUGCAGUGCUCCUCCAGCUGCGGAGGCGGUUUCAAGACCCGCAGUGUCCUUUGCCUCGAUAUUCGUAGCAACAGAACCCUGAGGCCGUUUCACUGCCAGUUUGCAGGACGCAAGCCACAGUUAAACAUCAGCUGUAACACAGAGCCCUGCUUCGAGUGGCGGGUGGAGCCCUGGAAGGAGGUAGGUUGCCUCUACGGCAAGCUAUUGGGCUGAGUUAUUAACUGCUAAUUAGGGCCACCACCUUGCCGACAAACAUCCAUAUAGUUAAAGCUAUGGUUUUCCCAGUAGUGAUGUAUGGAAGUGAGAGCUGGACCAUAAAGAAGGCUGAUCGCCAAAGAAUUGAUGCUUUUGAAUAAUGGUGCUGGAGGAGACUCUUGAGAGUCCCAUGGACUGCAAGAAGAUCAAAUCUAUCCAUUCUGAAGGAAAUCAGCCCUGAGUGCUCACUGGAAGGACAGAUCGUGAAGCUGAGGCUCCAAUACUUUGGCCACCUCAUGAGAAGAGAAGACUCCCUGGAAAAGACCCUGAUGUUGGGAAAGAUUAAGGGCACAAGGAGAAGGGGACGACAGAGGACGAGAUGGUUGGACAGUGUUCUCAAAGCUACUAACAUGAGUUUGACCAAACUGCGGGAGGCAGUGGAAGACAGGAGUGCCUGGCGUGCUCUGGUCCAGGGGGUCACGAAGAGUCGGACACGACUAAACAACUAAACAACAACAACAAGGGCCACCACUGUGACAUGCCGCAACAUUAUGUGCAUUUAAUCUCAGCAGAAGGUGCACAGCUUUCGCUGAAUAGCUCUUCAGUUCCUCUUGGGGCAGCCAGCUCAUUUUUGACCUAUAGCUGCCUGAGCCACAGCUUGAGUUUUCCAGAGCUGCCACCCCCAACAGCUCAACAACCCAUCAACCCCAGGCCUGCGUGGCACCAGUGGUAUUGCCACCAACCUUUUAAAACCACCACACUUAUAUAAGAGACAGGAGAGAUGAAAAGAGCCCGCCAGAUUUGGAAGGCUGGCUGGAUGGAAAAGGGCCUGUACUGUUUGAAAAGAGAAAUUUAGCAUGCACAACUUCAUACCCCAACACUGAGAAAGAAAUGAUCAUGACAGUGAAUGGGGCACGAUAGAUCGUUUCGCCCCUCCCCUGCAAGCUUGCUCCCCCCCCCUCCCCAAAUGAAGAAGGCGCCUUCCUUCCUCCACAUCCAAUGCAGAAAUGCAGACAACUGGCCUCUUAGCAGGCCAGUAAUUUCUUUUUGCAUGCCAGUAUUUUUUUGUAGGCAACUUAAACUGAUGGAAUAUGCGCAGUUUGCGGAUCUGAUGUGUAGAACAAGAGAACAAGAAGAACAUUAAUUUAAAGCAGAUUGGAAUAUGUUUAUUGAAUAUAUGGUGGGAAAUUGUGUACACUUGAAAAUGCUAGUAGCAUUAAGAUAAAUUCAACAGUAUAAAUAAGUUUUGAUGGAAGUAAUAAUGGAUUACUGAAUGGUUUAGAUUAUAUAAAAGCUGCAGGAAUUUAUGCUGUGUAAAAUGAACCACAGAAAGAGAAGAAGGGAAGUCAUUAAUAUUUUAAGGUUGUAUAACUGCCACUGGGCCCCAUUUGAUAGAUGAUAUUUUUGUCUUAAAACAGUAUAUCUGUAAAACUCAUCUUCCUCAUUUUUCAGUCAAAACACUUGCUCCCAUCCAGUUUUUCCAUAUUACCAUCCUUUCAGUAAUUUUUAAUACAGUAUAGGAUUUCCCUACAAGGUGAGUUUGGCAUGCGAGUAUGGGUCAAGUUUAUUUUUAUUAGACAAUAUGUUCCAUAUCUUCCUAACUGACUUAGUUGUUUCUAGAGUCACCUGAGAUUUCAAGUAUUUUGAUCCUAGUAUUGACCAGCCCAAUAUGAUCCUGAUAUAAAAACUGGAAGUCCUCUCUGUAAGAUGUGUUCUUAAAGAUGUACACUGCCCGGGGAUCUUUUGAUAAAUAUAAAUUGAACAAAUAAAAUAAUAAUGGUACAUUUAUUGUUUGCAACCUCCCCUGGGACCUCAUGGUAAAAUAACAACCACCACAGUAAUGCAAAAUGUCUUCCAGUGUUCUGUUUCAUGUGGAGGAGGCAUUCAGCAAAGAGUGGUGAAGUGUGUCAAUGUGGAAGACAGCACCGCUCAUGCCCAGAGCCUCUGUGAGCAGAAGUCCAAGCCUGCGGGUUCUCGGAAAUGCAACCUGCGAGAAUGCGUUGGUAGCAGAGGUGGGUGUCUCUCAACAGCAGCAAAUACAAAGGAGCCGCCUUCCACACAACCAGCUGCUGCUUCAUUUGCUCAGUCCCUGUUUAGCUGACAAAUAUCUCGAGGACUGCAUCUUAAGACCUGGGUCAACACCACUGAACAAUAGCUAGGUACACGUCGACCGUAUAUCAGUUUCAAUUCCCAAGAGAGGGUCAUCAGGGCACAGAAGGGCUGUCCCCUUGUCUCCAGACCAAAACUGAUUUGAAAUUUAAAUGCCUGCCAUUGCUCUAUUGUGGCACUGACACAGGUCUUAGGGUUAUGCUACAGACUAAUGAGGAAUAAUAAUUAGAGCUGUGGAAUGAUGGUGUUCUUACUGAAAACGGGGGGGUGGGGGGGACACAGAAAUCACUUUUUACUGUAACUUCAAAGAUGUUCCUGAAUCUGGCUAUUAAGGGGCUCGUGAUUAGACUAGCAAGCAUGAUCAUCACAGUUCAUGAACCAAAGCAGGAUUCUUCAGAUGCAUGGUUUUCUGGAUUAAAAAAAACUGCAGGCAUGAAUCAGGUAUUCAUCGGCACAUUUGACUGUGUGGAAAUGUUAUCUGUCUGCAGCCCAAUGCUUUUAGUGGAUGCAUGCAUAACAUGACUGUGAAUGUUCUAUCCACCAUCUGAUACAACUAGUCAGACAGGAAUGCAAGUCUUCCAGGAGAAGUGUGCCUUAGCUGAGUGGCAGAAUACACGAUCUUUAUGCGGAAGGUCCUUAGUUCAAUCCCUGUUUUCUUCCGGUGGGGCUGUGAAAAACUCCUGGCUGAAACCCUGGAGUUUAGACCAGGGUUUCCCAAACUGGGGUCCCCGGCUGUUGUUGGACUACAACUCCCAUCAUCCCUAGCUAGCAGGACCAGUGGUCAGGGAUGAUGGGAAUUGUAGUCCAAAAACAGCUGGAGAACCUAGUUUGAAAAACCCUGGUUUAGAUAAGGCUAGAGGUAGAGGUAGGCUUAGUGAGAGGCAACUUCCUAGAGUUGGAUCAGGGCAAACAUGCAGAAGGGAAGAAGUCAAGAAAAACUCUGCAAUGACUUUCUGGAAUAUAUUGCUCAUUUUUGUAUAGGCAUAUGGUAUGCAUGAAUGCUCAGAUAAUGCUGAUAUAUGCUCCAUACUUAUUGUAUUUUUAGAUAUGUGGGAUAUACGUAAGUCCAUAUGUUGAUCUCCCUCAUUUUUCUACAUCUGAUGACUAAGGCUCUUGCUUCUUUUUCCUUAUGCAAUGCCUUACCAAAGUAAACUCUACAAAAAGAAGCACACUUGGUUUUAUGGCACACAUAAUUGUGUCACAAUUCUGUGGGGGGUGGGGUGCUUUGUCCCCCCCCCCAUAGAACACAUGUGCAAAUUGGUAAAACACCACACAAAAAGAAUGUUGAUGCUGUCAUUCAUACAGUCGCAUCAAGAUUACCUUUUUGCAUUGUUCUAGCAAAGCACACAGGUGCCUAAGUAGCACAGAGAGAGGAUGCACACACAAUGCAGAAGCUGAAAAGCUGCAGCAACCUUCAGUUCCAGUUCUGGUAGAUGAUUGCAGAAAUUAUCCUAGUGCAGGCUUCCUCAAACUCGGCCCUCCAGAUGUUUUGAGACUACAAUUCCCAUAAUCCCUGACUACUGGUCCUGCUAGCUAGGGAUCAUGGGAGUUGUAGGCCAAAGACAUCUGGAGGGCCGAGUUUGAGGAAGCCUGUGGUUAAACCAGAAUUCAGGGAGGCUGGCAGAGUGAACCACAGAACCAAGAAGGAAAUGGUAUGUGAGAAAUCAUCUCAUCCAUAAUAAAAAAUAAAAGAUAUGAAGGAUGUUGAAUUCUUCCACCAUUGCACUAUUUCAUGUUUAUUUCUUGUGUGGACUCUAUGAACUUGACUAUGUGAACAUAUGAAGCUGUCUUAUACUCAGGGCUUAGUCACCCUUACCUUUCAGCCGCUUUUCCCAGGCACAAUCCAUGCUUUGAAGCUCAAUGUCUGAGCAUCCUUCCCCCCGUCCCCUCCAGAGCUUCCCCCACAAAAACCCACUCUUUAAAGCUGAACUGGAGCAAACAGCAAUCCACUGAAUUGACCUGAAUUGACGUUCUUUCUGAUUGAGCGGUAAAGAGCAGGUUGCCAUAGGGAAAGCUCAGGGGCACACACACAGACAGAGAGAGAGAGAGAGAGCACUUGGACAACCUAUGCCUGGAAAGAGAGGGGAACUUAGCCGAGGAUUGAACUUAGGACGUUCUGUGUGCAAAACUGUACAAAACAGAUGCUCUACCACUGAGCUCUGGUCCAUGGGGUCACGAAGAGGCGGACACAACUAAACAACUAAACAACAACCACUGAGCUACAGCCCCAACCAACCCAAUCACUAUAGUCAGUGACUAAAACUUUGGUCAGGGCAGGGAUGGGGAGCCUGCAGCUCUCCAAACAAUGUUGGAUGACAGAUCCCUUCAUCCCUAACUGUUGCCAUGCUAGCUAGAGCUGAUGGGAGUCUGACAACGUCUAGAGAGGUUUGGAGGGUGGCAACAUGAGAACAGGCCUUCUCUGCAGUGGCUCCCCGUCUGUGGAAUGAUCUCCCCAGGGAAGUUCGCCUGGAGCCUUCAUUAUACACCUUUAGGUGCCAGACAAAACAUUCCUCUUUAAUCAGGCCUUUGGUUGAUCCAAUUUACAUCCUACGCCCUUUUAAAAUGUGUGUUAUUUGGGGGGGGGUUGUAUUGGGUUGCUAUUUUUCUUUUUAUUCUGUGAACUGCCCUGAGACCCCUGUGUAUAGGGCGGUAUAUAAAUUCAAUAAAAAAUAAAAAUAAUAGAGUGCCACAAGUUCACCACCAGUGCUUUCAGUAAUUAACAGCACGCUUAGACUGCAACCCUAAGCACACUUCCUAGGACGAGAAGCCCCAGUGAACACUAUGAGACUUACUUCCAAGCAAGCAAACAUAUGGUUAUGCUGUCAAUUUCUUUCCUUCUGCCUCUCUCUGAUGUCCUAUGAUGUUAUCCUAACUCUGUAGGCACCAAAAGCUACUGCUGUUUCCUUUUACGAAUGUGUGUGGGUGUGUUUCUUCACCACAGGUUUGCCUUGCGGCAAGGACAGGCUGUCGGCGAAUUUCUGCGAGAAAGUGAGGGAUCUUGGGAAAUGUUCCAUGCCUUCAGUGAGGAAUCAGUGCUGCGCCACUUGCAAGAUACCUGGGGAUGCUAACGCAACAGGACCUCGAAAAGCGACCCAUGCCUGAAACUGCAUGGCUGAGAACUAGGACUGCUAAAUCAGAAUGUGAAACGGAAGAACGUGAUCCAACAGGGUGUAGGGAAGCUGUAGCAUCCCAGAGGCCACUGGGCGCCUGCCCCAGCCAGCAUGGCCAAAGGUCAGGACCGAUGGGAGUUGUAGUCCAAAGCCGAAAAGCCAAAGCCUAGUGGGGUGGAGCUGCAAUGCUAGCUUCCCAGCAGUGGUGGCGCUGUGGCUUACCAAGUGGGAGAGGGACAUGGCAGCAAAGAGGGCAGGGCUGUGCAGGCACCAGGAUGCUAGCACUGUAACUCUGCCCCAGCAGAUGAGCCACAACUGCCUGAAGGGCCACAGCCUCCCCACUCCUGCACGAGAGCUACACUGCCACUCCCACCAUGGAACUAUAAUGCAGUGGAUUUGAACCGUCUCCAAAUCCGAAGAUCGCCUGAACCCUUUGUCCUGAUUUGCAACGUCGGGUUCACUUAUUGUACUGUCUGUUCUGCUUUUCAUCUUCACUGUUUAUUUCCCUUUUCCGGCCUCCUUCCCUCUGUUUUUCCCACCUCUCUUUAAAAACACACACC
Molecule: messenger RNA, 78228 nt
Organism: Podarcis lilfordi (Lilford's wall lizard)
Lineage: Eukaryota; Metazoa; Chordata; Lepidosauria; Squamata; Lacertidae
Source: the annotation of a GenBank genome assembly